GAGACUGAUAGAGUAAAACAGCUUGGUCUUACUGCCCCCUGAAAAUCUUAUUUUCUUGAAUCGGCUUGUUUGUGGCUCCAGGACUCUGCAUGGUGCUAUCUACUUUAUUCAAAACACCUGAAAGUUGAAAGGAAAAAGUAAGUAAAAACAAAUGUGUUACAGGACUGGGAAUCUUAACCUUUGUACCAGGCUUUUGAAAAGUGUAAACUCUGCACUGUUGUAAUCAACUAGUUUGAUACCAUGUUUUCAAGGCUACCGUUUUGCAUGAUCAGAGAAUGUUUAAUAAAUGCUGCUUUCUUGAACAUGUUUGCCUUUUUAAAAUCAAAUCUUUGGAAAACACUAUACUGAUUUAAAUGAUCCAUAUAUUUGUGAUCAACCCUGUUUGCCUGCCUGCUUUCUUGUCAAACACAACUCUGUAUAUAACAAAUGUAUAACAUACACUGAAUGUCCCAAUGCAAUAUUGGAUAGACCCGGGCUAUCAUCUCUCCAUGACACUUUUUCUUAAUCUGAAUGCCUUGACUGAACCACACGUAUACAUUGGACUCCGAGUUAUCAUGGCUGAACUUCCCGGCUUUAUAAGCCCUGACCUUAUCUUGAAAUUUCCUCAAUGUCUGUAAUAUUAUUUUGCCAAACACUAUCAUCUACCUGUCCCUUUAAACUCUUCUCCAAUUCGCAAUCUCUACUUCCAGUCUCCGUUCCUCUUGGGUGGCCUUGUCUAUAACUAAGAGCAUUAAAUCGCUGGAGCAUUUAUUUAGAAUGCCUACUGAUUUCUGUUUAAACUUCUCUGAGUCUAAGAAUAAAGUGGGAGCCUUUUGGUAUGCAUUGAUUUUUGUAGUAUUCUGAUAAAGACACAGCAUGAUGGUGCAUUUUAAGCUUGCGUUUUUAAAUAACCAUGUAUGCUGCACAGCACUCCUUGAAGGAAAGGUGGGCUGAAAAAUAACUUAAUACACAUUCUUGCCAUUUUGGUGCCUUGCUGUUACAAACAUAUGGGAUUUUCAUUGAAAGCUUGUGUAACAGUCAUGCACAAGUUCUAAAGGAUAAUAUAUUCAUAUGCAUCACAUUGGUUUUGGGGAGCGGGUGGCACUGUGGUCUAAACCACCAAGCAUCUUGGGCUUGCUGAUUGGAAGGUUGGCGGUUUGAAUCCCCGCAACGGGGUGAGCUCCCAUUGCUCUGUCCCUGCUCCUGCCCACCUAGCAGUUCAAAAGCACACCAGUGCAAGUAGAUAAAUAGGUACUGCUGUGGCAGGAAGGUAAACGGCGUUUCUGUGCGCUCUGGCUUCCAUCACGGUGUCUCAUUGCGCCAAAAGCGGCUUUGUCAUGCUGGCCACACUGGCGGAGGAAGAGGGGGGCAGGAGGAGCGCUCCACCCCCGGCAGCACGAUCCCAGUGGGGUUCCAUUGUGGCUGUCCCCCUGCCUGGGCUGGAUGCCCCACCCCUGCAGGUGGCAUGCCCCACCCCAGGAUGCACGCCCCGCCCCUUUGGGCGGCACCCCCGCCUCCGGGCCGUGCGCCAGGCCUGCUACCGCCUGUUCUCCCCCCCCCGGUGCCAGAGCAUGAAGCUCCACCACUGGCUGGCCACAUGACCCGGAAAGCUGCCUGCGGACAAACGCUGUCUCCCUCGGCCUGAAAGCGAGAUGAGUGCCGCACCCCAUAGUCACCUUUGACUGGACUUAACUAUCCAGGGGUCCUUUAUCUUUACCUUUUACCUGCAUCACAUUGGUAGUCAAAUUAAUGAAAUGGUACCUGCUUUUUAAAAAAUUGUUUCAAGAAUAAAUCACAUGUUCUUUGAUUAAUAACAACUGUCUCUACCUCUUGUAAAUUUCUUCCAGUUCCUCUGUUUGUGCAGGGGUAUGAUAACACAGAGAAGCAAACAUGGCAGUGUUAUAAAUAAAGAUGGUCUGCUUUAUUCACCCAGAGAAUAGGAAAAAAGAAACAAAGGCCUGGCAUUUCUUAUAGCCCAAGCUAUCACAAAAUCACACAAGUCGGCUUCUAAGUAACUGAGAUUUCAGGAAGAAGCAUAUUGGCAUAUUCUUGUGCAACAAACAUACAGAUUUCUGUUGACCAAAUAAUCUUUAAAUUAAACCGUAGCUCAAAAGACACAUUUCUGUCAGUCUUACUGGUAGUUAACAUCUAAGCUUGGUGGCAUUACAAUGUCUGCUACAUUUACCUUUCUUUAUCAACCAACUGGUUCAAUCAAUAAAAUGUUUAUUUAAUAGCUGAAUGAUUAUAGUAAAGUACACAUCACAGCCACCAAUUAUUUAUGAUUACAGGUAGCAAGCCAGGAGGUCUGAAAGAUACUAGAACAUUCAGAUAUGUUGUUACCUGUUGAGCAAUAGAUUUCUUAGACCUCUCAAGAAAGUUAUUUAGAACUAUCUCUUAAGGAUCAACUAGGAAAUUGCCUUAUAUAAAUUUUGUGUUCUCUGACCCCUUGAUAAAAUCUGGACUGUUACAAGCUCUUUAGUGGUUGCAAGGACACUGCCUAUCAUUAAAGGAAACGUUGGCAAAUCUGCCAUAUAUAGUCCUAGAGGCCCAAACCUUUAAAUAUGCUAACGAAGCUGCUCUUCCAUAAUGCCAUAGAAUUCAGAUAUGGGCUCCACUUAUUAGAGGCUGUGCAUAUGGCCUAUAAGCAUUGUGCAUAUGGCCUAUAAGUUGACUCAUGUCACUCUUGAGCAUCCUUACACAGGCUUCCCCCCACAUUCAUGGGGGUUACCCUGCAUGCGUAAGUGAAAUCGUGUAGAGAGAGGACACCCCUCUUUAAAAAGGAGGGUGCGCAAGAGGACACAGAGAGAGAGACUCACCCUGGAAAUCACUCAGGGCCGCUGACCUGCCUGUUCUGAGCCUGCCUGCCUCCAGGGAGCCGGUGUGUGCUGUGCAGCAGAGCAGCAGAGACGGGGAGAUGAAGCCUCCUGCCCUGCGCCACCGGCUGAUCAAAGGACGCCUUCCCUCGCUCAGAGUGAAGGAAGGCCACUCUAUUUAUUUAUUCAUUUCAUGGCAACCAGUGAGAGAGUGGGGUGUGUGUGUGUGUGUGUGUGUGUGUGUGUGUGUCUGCAUGUGUGUGUGCCUGAAUUUCAUUCUCUGUUUAACCCAAGAUUACCUUGCACUAUGGAAGGAUUAAUUCUUUGCAGGAGUGGAACAGACAUUAUGUAGCAAAUGUGAAAGUGCCCGUCCUGCAGAUUGAAGUGGUGGUGUGGGCAUUUAGGGAUAAGGCAACCCUUCAGUUAGACUGGCCCAAAGUUUUGAAGAGCUUUAUAUAGUAAUAGCAACACCUUGAAAUUGGCCCGGUAACCAGUUGCAGUCAUUGCAGAUCUCUGAACAAUGGUGUAAUAUGCUGACAGGAUAUCGCUCCUCUCAGCUGUUACGCUGCAGUGUGUUGCUGUUCUGCUACCAAGUGCAAGGGAAUUGCCACACGGAGUGUAUUCAAGUCUUGAAGUUACCAGUGACUAGAUUACUGUGAUCGAAUUAUCCUGGUCUAGGAAUGGGUGUUGCUGUCCUACCAGCCAAAGCUGAUAAAAGGUACUCCUAGCUGCCGAGGCUACUUGGACAUCAAGGGAGCAAGUUGGAUCCAGAUGCACCCACAGAAGCUCCUUCAGGGAGAGUGCAGCCUCCAUCUAGGGCAGGCAACUGGCCAAUUUCUCAGACACAGGAACCACUCACCCAAAGUGCCUCCAUCUUGCCAGGAUUCAGACUCAGUUUAUUGGUUCUCAUCAAAACGAGCUCAAUUUAGGAUUUAGGGCAGACAAAAGAAAAUGCUUCUUCAUGCAGCGCAUAGUCAAACAGUGGAACUUGCAGUGAUGACCACCAACUUGGAUGGCCUCAAAAGAGGAUUAGACAAAUUCAUGGAGGAGGAGAGGCCUCUCGAUGGCUACUAGCCAGAAUGACUAUGCUCUGCCUCUGCAGUUGGAGGCGGCAAUGAAGACGAGUCCCUGGAAAUCUUGAGAGGGGGAGAGUUGCUCUUGUGCUCAUGUUCUGCUCCCCAGGUUCACCAGGUACCUGGUUGGGAGACCAGGAUACUGGACCAGAUGGGAUAUUAUGUUCUUGUGAUGCAGGAUCUGGGAUGUGUCCAGAAUUGGUGCACAGCUCUUGAAAGUACAUCACACAUCUGGGAUAUUUUCUCUCUCUUUGGCUGUUAUUUGAAAUGUUUCUUCCAAAAUUCAGUUUCUGCUCUGUUGUACGCUUCAUUCUUGAUUUGUUUUUGCUUCCUUCCUAUUCUGCACUCGCGUCUCUUCUCCAGGCAUGAUCCAGUAUGGUUUCAGUAUUCUUUCAUUCCUCUAGGAAAUGUAUAUUUAAUGUUGGUAUCCAUCUACUAUCCCUUCUUCAACUCUAACAGCUAAGGCAAAAAAACCAAACAAUUUUUUUUAAUAAUUUAGCAAUGUUUCCCGUAACAUGCUUGUUGGAAAUUACAUGUACUCAGCUGGGAUUUUCAGCAUGAUUUUUACUUGUCAAGAUUCCUUUUAUAAUCCUGUUUUUCCCCUGAUGUGUUUUUUGCCUGAAUCUUAAGUGGCUAGCAGUCUGCUCUGUGUUUCAAAAUAUAACCACAGUACCACAACUUUUUUUAAAAAUAGGGUGAAUUUGCCUCACUUCUGGGGAGGCAAAUCAGUGGGAGAACUAAAGAUUUGGUUUUCUGAAUUUUGUUUUUGAUCCCAGGUCUGAAUAGGGUUAGAUCAGGCCCAAAAUGAUCUGAAUUGAGUUGGUGCCUGUUGUGCCAGCACCCCCUGUUGUGCCAGCACCUGCCCCACCCUGAGGUCCUUUGGCUCUCCCCUGCCCCACCUUCCCACUCUGAGCAACUUGUACAGCUCUGAGCUAGGUUUUGGAUGGGCAUGUCAAUAAUUCCCCUGUAUUCCUUCCACCGCCACAGAUAACAUUUAUCUGAAUAUCCCACCCCAGCAUAACCAAAUAUGAGGCAUGCAGUAUAAUGCAAUUAAUUUAGCAAACAGAAAUAAUAAGCAAAGGUUUUGUGUGUGUGGUUUCAGCUUUUCUUUAUCUUAUUUGUUACUUUAUCGGAUACACAAAAACGGCUACUAUAAUAGUGAUCCUGUACAAAAUUAUGGGCUCUGCCAAAUCACGUCCACCACCAUCUCUCACCCCCCGACUCCACUCUCAUGUGUCUCACCCCAACAUUCAGACUCCCUUUCAAGUUCUCCUUCAUUCACCACUCAUUCAUUUGCCCACGUUCUAAGCUCAUUCCUCCCUCACAUUUACCUCAGUUCUUCUCAUACACUUCCCUGCGCAUUCACCUUAAUUGCACUGCUAUUUUAUGCCCACACCAGAGCCUCCCACUCUGAAUCCCCCAGUCGCAAUCACUGAAUCGGAGUUACUGUUUCAUUGUGUUUUUUAAUGUUAUUGCUAUUUUAUGUUUUUAUACUCUAAACCAUCCUGUGAUCUUCGGAAGAAGGGCAGUAAAAUGAAUGAAUGAAUGAAUGGGGCUUACAUAUUUCUAGCUUCGAUCUAUCCAGGUCUUGGUUAGUGGGGAAGCAAAGUGCCCCCUGCCUCAAGCGCCUCCCCUUUGCGGGACUCUGCGCUCUCUGCAGCCUGAAGGCCACCUGCCCAGAGGCAGCACAAUAUUAAGAGCUGUCUGCCUUAAAGAAAAGAGAAAAGGCAAGAUCCAUGGCAAGUAGGGACUAUGUCAAAUGGUUCCCUGUAUCUAUGGCCUGCCCUUGAGGUUUUGCUACUCCUUUUGCUGCCACAUUACACUUUCAAAUUUAUUUGUAGUUUAUUCACUCUGAAAAGUCUAUGAUCCUUUGAUCUUUGCAACUGUUGAGUACGUUAAAUCUGAAUUUUCUUUUUGGUCUUUUUACCACAUGAAAAAGGAUUUCUGCCUUUAUUAUACAUACAUGAGCUUAGCUCAGGGGACCCAAUUUCCUCUUUUGUUUUCUCACUUAACAGGUAAUCUAAAAUUAGAUCAACUGGGAUCACAUCAAAAGAGGGAUGACUUUGUUGAAAGUAAAUGUAAUUCUGUCACCAAUUCCAAAUUAAAAUUGUGUGUGUGUGUGCACGUGUGCGUGCGUUUUCAUUACAGAAAAAGAAGAAUUACCGUAAUAAGGGAAAGCCACUUAUCCAGACUAAGUUAACAAUGAUUAAUCUGAACAUCACCACUCACAAACUGAUUAUGGAACUGGAAGCCCACAGUUCAAGAUGGCAUCCAAAAUGAUGCCCCAAACUUAUGCUUCCAUUGCCAUAUAGGAGCUUGAGAGAAACAGUAAAUGACUGAACUGAGAUACCUACAAAAUCAUUAGAAUACAUAUACAAUUAUACCAAAGCAUAAAGUAAAGGUAAAGGUACCCCUGACCGUUAGGUCCAGUCGCGGACGACUCUGGGGUUGCGGUGCUCAUCUCACUCUAUAGGCUGAGGGAGCCAGCGUUUGUCCGCAGACAGUUUUUCCGGGUCAUGUGGCCAGCAUGACUAAGCCGCUUCUGGCAAACCAGAGCAGGGCACAGAAACACCAUUUACCUUCCCGCUGGAGCUGGACCUAUUGAUCUACGUGCACUUUGAUGUGCUUUCGAACUGCUAGGUUGGCAGGAGCAGGGACCGAGCAACGGGAGCUCACAUCAUUGCAGGGAUUCGAACCGCUGACCUUCUGAUCAGCAAGCCCUAGGCUCAGUGGUUUAGACCAAACCAUAGUGCAAUAUAAAUUACAUAAUCUAUGCAGCAACCUUUAUAGUCUUGUUAAAACAUAUAAUGCUUUUAAAUUAUAUUGUUCUGUAAAAUACUUCAUAGACUCACUUGGCAUUCCAAAAAACAUAGAACACAAAACAAAAUAUCACAGCUAGAAGCCUAGAGCUGACAAUAUUUUCUAAUGUUUUAUAAUUAUGGGUGUCACUGUAGCCUGCAGUUUGAGCCCCUCCCAAAAAAAGUUUCCAAGUUUUAUUUAGUUUUAAAAAAUAGAAUGUAAUUUUUAAAAGCUAACUGCUCCUACGGGUCCCUGCUACAAUGCUGUGAUGCCGAAAUGUUUUUCUGUGGUCCUCUAAGACUCCACAUUUAUCCUUUGAAAAAGAGAGGCCAUGCUCACUGUUGCACUUCAACAAGCAGCCCUUGGAGGGUUGACCAUGGGUAAAUGAGACCCCCUCAGACCCCCCAAAAAGAAAAGGGGAAAAACUACUGACUUGAUCUUGAUGUUGAUACCAGGAAAGGUCCUCAAACAGAUAAUUAAACAGCUGGUCUUUGAACACUUAGAAAAGGAGGCUGAUUACUAAGACCCAGCUUAGAUAGAUAUAUAGAUAGAUAUAGAUAUACCCGGUAGAAAGUUACAAGCUUGGUGGAUCAGGGGAAUGCUGUGGACAUUGUGUAUCUUGAUUUCAGUAAGGCUUUUGAAAGCAAAUCAAAUAUCUUUAAUACGGUCAAUGACCAGGAAGCAAUUUAUAAAAUAUGACAUUAAAAGUAGUAUUGUGCUACAAGUAACAGUAAAAACAUGGCCAAUUCACAGAAUUGGUGCUUAUAUUUAUGACCAGGUUUCGAGUUUUAAGUUUUUAAAAUUCAAUUCAGGAGUCGCUACUGUUUAUUAUCGUUCCUUCGAUGUUUACAGUUUGUACUCCUUUGUAGACAUCAUUGCUCGUCUUAUUCUUGUUGCAAUGUAACAGUACUUUGCCACGGACCUGUUAAUUUCGGGCUCUUUGUCAGCUAAGAGGUGUCUGAUAUAGGUGUCGUCUGUACUACGAGGUAUUUUCCUCAGAAUCGGUUCGAUCAGCUCUUUUCUUGAGUCUCGAUAUAAUGGGCAGUAUAAGAUGACAUGCCCAAUGGUUUCGAUUUCAUUGCUGUUACAGGGACAUAAUCUUUGUUCGAUCGGUAUUUUAUUGUAUCUUCCCUCUAGAAGAGCUGAAGGGAGAGCGUUAAAGCGGGCCCUGGAAAAUGCCCAUCGGUGUUUAGCGUUGUCUAGAACUUUGAGAUAGUUUGCUAGAUGGGGCCUUUGGGAAUUGUAUAGAAGUUUAUAAGUUAUCGGAAGUUGGUUAAAGUCAUUUUGGGUUUCAAUGUCCCUGAGUCUUUCUUUGAUUAUGUUCUUGGCCCUUCCCCUUUCUAAACUUAAUAAAUACUCUGUGGAGAGACCAUAUGUGGCCAAUUUUCUGAGGAUGCCCUUCAACCAGCUAGAUUGGAAUUUGUCAAGAAGCAUCAGGGAAAGUAAUCCAACCGGCGAGUUGUUAAGUCUUAGCCAAGUGCAUAAGGUUCUUAUCCAUACUUUGGCUUUAAUGCUGUGUAAGCCCGCUUCCAGUCGUAAGGCGGCGUUUGGGACGCAUUUAGGUGUUUGCAGGAGUGAUCUAAGGAAGCCUGAUUGUAUCUUCUCAUAUGGGUCUAGAUUAGAGAGGGAGACGAGUGGUGCGCCGUAUAGGAUUUGUGCUGUUGGUUUUGCAACGAAUAGUUUAAUUGUAGCAGGAAUGAAAUUUCCUCCCGUUGUACGAUGGAAUCUUAGGAUUGCUGUUGUACUUUUUUGUGCUGUAAAGGAGCUGUAAUUUAUGUGGGCAGUCUUCUUCCUUGAUGCUUGGAAUAUCACUCCUAGAUAUUUAAAGCAUGUCACUUGUUCAGUCUCCUGAUUGUCUAAAUUCCAUCUGUAUAUUUUCCUUUUGUUAGAGAAAACCAUGAUUUUUGUUUUUUUGGUAGUUCACUGCUAGUUUCUCUUCUCUACAAUAUUGGGAUAAGCUGUUAAGAGCUCUUUUGAGGCCCAUCUGAGUCUGGGACAAUAUAACCGCAUCGUCUGCAUAGAGUAGGAUAGGCAGUUUUUGUCUGCUAAUUUUGGGGCGUGUGUAUCCGCUCCUUGUAGGUGAUCUAUUAGGGAGUUUAUAUAGAUGUUGAACAAAAAGGGGGCCAAAAUGCAUCCUUGUUUAACUCCCUUUGUUGUUCUAAUGAAAUUAGAGAGUUGACCUUCUUGGCUGCAUCUUAUACGAAGUCGUGUGUUGUUGUACAGUUUGUAUAUUAGUAUCAGCAGACGUCGGUCUAUGGAUGAUUUGUUGAGUUUGUCUCAGAGUCGAGUUCUUGGGAUGGAGUCAAAGGCUGCUUUAAAAUCUACAAAUGCUGCGAAUAGGUGGUGAUUGUGAUGUGACGUGUAUUUCUCAGCUAGGUGCUGUAAGAUCAGGCAGUGAUCCAUUGUGGAUCUCCCUUGUCUAAAUCCUGCCUGUGCAUCAUCAAGAAUCUUCGCUUUUUCUAUCCAUUCGCACAGUUUCUCGCUAAGGUGUUUAGCGUAUAAUUUACUUAUUAUAUUCAGGAGGCUUAUAGGUCUAUAGUUGGAGGGAUCAUCCCUCGAGCCUUUUUUGUAAAUGGGAAUAAUGAUGGAAGUCCCCCAGUCGUAUGGGAUCUGUGCAGUUCUAUCUAUAUAUGUGAACAGAGAGGCAAGCAAGGGGGGCCCACCAGUUCGCAUUGGUUUUAAAUAGUUCCGCUGGUAUACAGUCAAUUCCGGGGGCUUUCCCAUUCUUUAGUUGGUCAAUCAGCAGAUGGGUCUCUGUUAAUGAGACUGCUGGCCAUGGCUGUAUCUGAUCAUCCGGUAUGUCUAAUGCAUAGGACUCAUCGCUAGAUUCCUCGUAAAGAUUAUGGAAGUGCAUUUCCCAGGCUUUCAUUGAUAUGCAGCAGGAUAGUUGUGAUAGGCCCCUAUCCGGCUGUACAGCUACGAUUCUCCAGAAUAAUGAUGGGUUACUUGAUUUGGAGGCCUCUAUCAGUUGCUGCCAUAAUAGCUUCAUUGCGUAUCUUUUCUUUUGUGUCAGAAGUUUUUGGCUUCAAGCAUCUUUUGUCUGUUGUCCUCUGUUGGAUUAUCCUUAUGGCAGAUGAAGGAGUGGAUCAAUGAUUUCUUGGAGGUUAUACACUCGUGAUCGAACCACUCCCUGGAAGUUUUCCGACGGUGGGGAGACUUGGAAUUCGGUUUUACAACAAACUCUUGAAUUUUUUGUAUAAGCAUUUCAUAUGUUGUCAUCAUGUUCGGGGCGCUCUCCUCUAUUUCUAAGCACCCUUCCAUAAUUGCUUUUGAGAGACGGUAGCUCUCCUCAGUUUUAUACCAGUUAGAUAUCCGCUCACUCACUUGUCCGUUCCAUCUGAUUUUCUUGAGGCCUGUUCCGGGUGUUAGAUCUGGUUGAUAUCUGCGUUGUGGUUUGGGCAGAUCAAAGGGUAAAUUACACACGAGGGAUAAAGGUAGAUGAUCACUUUCAGCUCUUGCUGUAAUGGUGAAUUUUGAUAUCCUAGGGAUCAGGUCCUGGGAGACAAUGCAAUAGUCUAUCGUUGACAGUUUGUGUCCUGACCAAUAUGUGUAUUGACCAGGAUAAUCUCCUUGUAUAGCCCCAUUCAGUAAGUGUAGAUUCUGUCUGUAGGCCAUGUGUGCUAAAUGUAGCCCUCCAAUGUUGCAUGUCUUAUCGUAGGAUGAUCUUCUCAUUAGGGGUGGGAUAGUUUCCAUUUCUGGAGGCCAUUGGUGAAAAUAUGCAUAUAGGGCGUUGUCGUUAGGGCCCACUCUUGCGUUUAGGUCACCAGCUAGUAAUAUCAUGGCUGACGGGUGUUGUCUCCUCCAUUGCACCACGUGGGCUUCCACUUCUUUCCAUAGUUGGGCUUUUGAAAGCGUUUCCCAUGAUAUUCUUGCAGAGAAGCUGGUAAAAUGUGGGCUGGGUGAGGUAACUGUUAUGUGGAUUUGUAGCUAAUUGACUGACUGAACCCAAAGAGUGCUCAACUAAUGGUUCCUCCUUAUCCUGGGGGAAAAGUGACAAGUGGGGUGCCGCAGGGUUGUGUCCUGGGGUCAUUGUUGGUCAAUGUCUUUAUAAACAACUUGGAUGAAGGAAUUGAAGGGGUGCUCAUCGAAUUUGCAUAUGACACCAAACUGGGAGGGGGAGCUGAUGCCACAGGAGACAGACUUGGGAUUCAAGAUGACCUUAAUAGAUUGAAUUUCAGUAGGGCCAAAUGUCAGGUUCUACACUUAGGCAGGAAGAACCAGCUGCACAAAUAUAAUAUGGGAGACACCUGGCUUGCCAGUAGUCCAUGUGAAAUGGAUCUAGGAGUAUUAGUAGACCACAAGCUGAACAUGCGUCCACAGUGUGAUGUAGCAGCAAAUCUUUUUUUAUUUUAAAUAUGCUAUUCUAGGCUGCAUCAACAGAAAUAUAGUGUUCAGGUCAAGGGAAAUAACAGUAGUACAGUGGUACCUCGGGCUAAGUACUUAAUUUGUUCUGGAGGUCUGUUCUUAACCUGAAACUGUUCUUAACCUGAAGCACCACUUUAGCUAAUGGGGCCUCCCGCUCCCGCCGCACCGCCGGAGCAUGUUUUCUGUUCUCAUCCUGAAGCAAAGUUCUUAACCCGAGGUACUAUUUCUGGGUUAGCAGAGUCUGUAACCUGAAGUGUUUGUAACCUGAAGCGUAUGUAACCCAAGGUACCACUGUACUCUAUUCUGCCUUGGUCAGACCACACAUGGAGUCUUGUGUCUACUUCUGGGCACCACAAUUUAAGAAGGAUGUUGAUUGCAGCUCUCUGUGAAAAUCAACUCCACCCUUAAAAGCUGGUCCAUUUUGUUGCUCUCUCCCAACUUGUUGAGACAAGAUAUCUGCUAUUUUCUCUCACACAUCUCCGCUCAUCCUGUAAAUAGUUCCUGCAUGAAUAAAGCCUUUGAACUCCAGAGACUUCAGAAAUUGUAAGUGAUUAUUCUAAUCUAAUUCACCCAAGCUGCAAGAUCUGCUAGCACAUACACACCGUACAAUUUAUGCACAUGUCUGCACAUCCAAGAAUCCUGGCAGCCCACCACUCUGUCCACUACACCAUGCUGCCUCUCCAUAGUUUUCUUAAUCUCCACCUGACAAUUUUCGCAGCACUAGCUAUCUUGCAGGUCAAAGUACUUGAUAAGCAUCCUUAAGUAAACCUUGAAGUGAUUAUUUCAGGCAUAAUCCAGCCAAGCCGACCCCCUCCUCUGUGCCAGUGAUAAAGCAAGUUAACUGAAAUUUGUAACCCUAUAAAUAAUAGAGAAAACAUGUCCACAAUGUAUUUCCACAAUGCUUUUUUGAGUUGAGGGUUGUAUGACCGUUGUUGGCUGGUUGCUUUCAGUUCUUCCACACACAUGUAUUAAAAGCAUCUCUCCUGAAGCUCACUGCAUGCACUAAUCCUGUGUACACAGGGUGGCCUUUCACUGAUGUGUACCCAACAAAGCUCAGAGAGGCAUAUUCCAGACGUACUGUAACAAAACUCUGUCAGUGCCAAAUGUUUACUUCAGUAAUUGUGGCACGGAUGUGUAAAUAAAAAUUGCUGUAGUGGCUUCAAUAGUAAUGAAAUCUUCUUGAUAUAUUUAGGGUGAAUACUGUACUGCAUUUAGCAGUGUUUUCUAAAGAUAUUUAAAGUAGCGUUUGUGAAUGAAUGGAUGCAGAGAGGGAGGGGUGUGUGACAUGCAGAAAGUUAAAAUGCAAAGCACUAUCUUCUGAUUGGCUCAUGGAAAGUGGAUACUGUAGAUAUAAACUAGCAACUGCAUCCUCUGGUCUUUAUAACUGUCACAAAGAAAGCAGACGGGUAAAAGAGAGAGAGAGAGAGAGAGAGAGGACAAAAUCUCACCAACAGUAAGUAAAAGUCCUAACUUUCUAAGCUUAAAUAGUAUAGAAAUGGCACCUUAAUGCACCAUUUAAUUGUACACUAUCCCAGGACUUUACUGAAAUAGUCAGUAGAGAGAGUAAAUGGCACACAUGCAUGUGUGUGCAGAUACACAUAUCAAUUAAAAUUUUUUAUUAACAUGUCAAAAUUGUCAUGCUGUUUUUUUAUACACCUGGCAUGCGCAUGUCUCUUUGAGGUUGCAUAAUAUGACAAAAUAGACUUGAAAGGUGCUGAUCCUAUGUGCAUUACAUGAAACUGCUAUUGCAAACACAUGUGUCUUCAGCAUAAUAUUUGGGCUCAAAAUAUAAAUACUGUUCAUGUAACUCAGUCUCUAUAUUAAAGCAAAAAUCCUGGUUAGCUGCACUGACAGUCAAUGAGGUGGCUAAAACAGGCACUUAAUUCUUAGAAAUAAGCAACAGAUCUUAAAGGAUCCGUUCUAUAGGAACUGAAGCAGAACCCAUCCUUAUUUAUAUGAAAAUGACAAAUACAAAGUUUCAGCAAACUUACUUAAGAGGGUUUACUAUAUAUACAGUCUAUAAAUGUCUAUAAGCCAGAAGAGGGGUGGAGGGAAGUUAAUUCUGAUAUAGAUUUUAAGGAGAAUACUAUUGUUAAGCUGUAUUGUGUUUAAGAUAUUUGAAAAAAAAUAAUAAAAAUUAUGGGGGGAGGGGAGUUUCAGCAAACUUUAUUAGUAUUUUUGUUAGUAUUAAUGUAGGGCAUAAACCCGCCAGCUAUUUUAAAUGAUUUUGUUAAAUUGUAUUAUAUCAUUAAAAACAAACAAAAUAAUUAUGUAGUAUAGUUAUUGAUUUCAAAGGGGGAAAAAAUGCAUAAAGUUGUAUUUGAUCUUGAAAUUUACUCUUUCGGUGCAUAGUAAAUGAAAUUAAUUCCCCAGCAAAUCUGUCCCCGUGUGUCUGUUCUUUGGCUCUCUUCUGUUACAGUAGCUCAGUCAGUUACAGCCCAGACUGGGUUUUUUUUAACCAUUUGUUUAAAUGUGAUUAUGUCUGAGUUAUUUCCAGUAAAAAGCCGCUCAUAUUUUUGCAGUUGUUAGUAAGCAAACUACUAAUUCAGGAUUUACACAUGCCAUAGAAUCUGUUAAAUAUUCCAGUAACACUAUAUUUCAGGAGCACCUGCCUUAUCUUUCAAUAUUUCCAAAAUUUGCUUCCAAAGAAUGUCAAUUAAAGUACAUGAGAUGUCCAGACAGUAGAUGAGAUCACCAAGAAUUAUCAUGCUGCAGAAAAAUAGGCAUGCUUUAAUUUUAGGAGAAUCAAGUACCAAUGCAGCUAUCUUUUGUAAGUUUUCUUUCAUAUUAAUGUGAAUCGGGUUUCCAGUCACAUUUCACCAUUUCGAUACUCUAAAUGAAGAUAUUUACUCCAUUUCAGUUUCUCUCUUUGUAUUGAUUAAACACAUCUAAAGCAAAAGUAGAUACGUUUUUUCCCAUUAGACCUUUCAGUGUAAUUUGUGUUAGCCAUGUUGUUUUCAAGAUGAUUUUUAACUUUCAUAUAUACAUUCAAUGCAAUCUUGAAUUGCAUUGAAUACUUGGCUAGUUAGUCUUGUUCUUAACUUUCUAAAGGAUGAGACUGAAAUGACUAUUCAGUACCUUGUACACUUCUAGCAUUUUAAUACAUUUCUAGCUGGCCACAGAGAUGGGAUAGUUGACCCAAUUGAUGGUUUCACUUAGACUUCUUAUGACUCAGGCCAAAGGCCCCUUCUUCCACAUCAUGUUGUUAUGUGUAGCCCAGUUCCUUUGAAAGGAGGUCACUGAAGACUUAUUGGUAUUUUGUGAUACAAGCUUUAUUUACACAUCUAGACAGGCUGAUUGAGGAUAGGUGUUUAAGUCCAACAGAUGCCCCAAAGUUUAGUUCAUCAUACCACUAAUUCAUAAAAGCCCAAAGGGCUUUACUCCAAUUUACACCACUUCCUCUGCAAAACUCACAAUGCCCUUGUUGCAGGAACAGUUCCAGGAUUCGGUGAGAUUUAAAGCCAGAGUACUCCAGCGCAACAAUAGCCCUUUUCAGCUAUUACACAUGCCACAUUAUACCCAUUCUACGUGCACAAGAAAUCAACUUUUAAGUGUUGCAGGACCUAUGCUUUGGAACUCCCUGCCUGUUGAUAUUAUGGUGCCAGCUAAAAACAUUAUUGUUUAGACCAACCUACCCAGAUAGGUAGAAGACUGAUUUGUGUUUUACUUUGCUUUUAGUUUAUUGCUGAUUUUAAUUUUUUAAAAUAUUUUAAAUGGUUAUUUUUAAAUUCUUUUUGCCAAUACUUUUGUUUAAUUCUUUUUGUAAACUGCUUUGAGGUGUGUGCUUUUUCCAAUCAAACAUUAUAUACAUUUUAUUAAAUAAGUAAAUAAAUAAAUAAAAUAUGUGUAUGUGUAACCACUCACAAUCUAAAAGAAUUAUCUGAUUUAACAAAUGGAUAAUAGUGGAUAACUAUUAUAUAAUAACUGGGACGCAGGUGGUGCUGUGGGUUAAACCACAGAGCCUUGGGCUUGCCGAACGGAAGGUCAGCGGUUUGAAUCCUCGCGACGGGGUGAGCUCCCGUUGCUUGGUCCCUGCUCCUGCCAACCUAGCAUUUCGAAAGCACGUCAAAGUGCAAGUAGAUAAAUAGGUACCACUCCGGCGGGAAGGUAAACGGCAUUUCCGUGCGCUGCUCUGGUUCGCCAGAAGCGGCUUAGUCAUGCUGGCCACAUGACUCGGAAGCUGUACACCGGCUCCCUCAGCCAGUAAAACGAGAUGACCGCCGCAACCCCAGAGUCGUCCACGACUGGACCUAAUGGUCAGGGGUCCCCUUACCUUUACCUAUUAUAUAAUAAUGGGUAACUAUUAUAUAAUAAAGGAUAACAAAUAAAAUAAUAGUAAAUUGAGGAUGAUUUCUACAUAAAUUACCCACAUUUGUAAUUAAGCUAUCUUCCUGUGUAUCAUCUAGAUAUAGCAAGCAACCCAUUUCUUUAAAGCCCCAGAACUGAGUGAAGGAGGUAGCUGUCUCUAGGAUUCCGUUUCGGAGUAUUCUGGGGGGGGGGGGAGGGCAUUGCAUGUAACUUUGUGCAGUAAAACUGGAACAGGGCAGGAUUUACUUCUGAGUGAAUGAAUCUUGAUCAAGAACUAUUGCAGCAGUAUGAUUGACUGCAAUACUAUUGAGGGGGACCCCAUUACUUUAAAAAGUAUACAACUUGUUGUUUUGUAUGACACUAUAUUGCACUGAAUAUUUUUUUAAUUCAACCCCUCUCCCCGGUUUUUCCUUUGGAAAUUUCCCUAAAAGCUUUCACAUUUCUGACUCCGUUCCUUUUGAUUCCAGGCUCUGCCCUGGGAUCAUUUUUGUUGUUGUAUUUUUCAGUAUAGUAGUUGACAACCUGAUUUUUGUAUGCAUAAGACUUCACUUAUGAGGAAAAUUGGCCAAUUCCAGGUGUGCAAUUUUUUCAAAUGCCAAUUUGUUUCUUUUAGAGUCUGAAAUCUUGACAUGGAUGCCACAGAGUUCCGAAAAAGAGGAAAAGAAAUGGUGGACUAUAUUGCAGAUUACCUGGAGACGAUAGAGAAAAGACGGGUCUAUCCUGAUGUGGAGCCCGGGUACCUGAGACCUCACAUCCCAGAUUCUGCUCCUGAAGAACCUGAGAGAUUUGAAGAUAUCCUUAAAGAUGUUGAAAAGAUCAUUAUGCCUGGGGUAAGAUCAAACUGCAGAUGAGCUUUAAAGAAUGGGCUUGUCUACAUGGGAGGUUUACUGUGUGUUUACAGCUGUUUGCAUUCUAUUUAAUUUGUGUAGUACAUGUGUCGUCAGCCUCAGACAACAGCAGUCCCGAUGCUUUCCUGCUGUAAAUUUGAGUUUUCCCAACACAGGGAUAAUCUGUUAAAUUGGGAGAAAUCAGGCCACGAACCACUCCACCUGGAGCCUCAGACAAUUAGCUGUGGUGGUUUUGGGUGGGUGGAUCACUUGUCACUCUCUGUUACUUCCCUUUCCAAAUUCACUACUUCCCCAAUGCUUUAACUUCCUUUCCAGCUAUGCUCAUGACUAUAUCUGGCAUGAUCCUGAAUGGACGACUGUAGCUGUAUAUGUAUAUGUAUACAUAUGUGUGUAGUUCCCUCAGAUAUGUCUCAAACCAGAAAACUACACAAGCAAAUAGAGUGCUGAGUAUUUACAAUUGCCUGACUCUGUGCUUUUGCACCCUUCCUGGGCUGGGAAUUUAAAAACAAGAGAACGCCCAAGGUGUGCGCAUCGCUAUCCAUGCACAUGACCUGUUGGUCCUCAAUCAGCAUAAUGGUAUCAACAAAUCACGGACUCUUCAAGUGUCCCUAUUUUCCAGGAACAGUCCCAGAUUUACAGAAGCCAUCCUGGUUUCUGAUUUGAUCCCAGAAUGUCCCGCUUUUCAUUAGGAAGUCCCUACUUUCAUAGGAGAAAAGUUGGAGGGUUUGGAAAUAUGCAAACCCCAAGCCAAGGAGAUAAGUAACUGUACAACCUUUAGAAGACGGCCCUCUAUAGGGAAGUUUUUUCAUGUUUAAUGUUUUGUUAUGUUUUUAUACAUGUUGGAAGCCGCCCAGAGUGGCUGGGGCAAUCUAGUCAGAUGAGCGGGUAUAUUAUUAUUAUUAUUAUUAUUAUUAUUAUUAUUAUUAUUAGAAUAGGACAUCCCUAUUGUCAUCCGAGAAAUGUUGGAGAGUAUGAAAUCAGAAGACAAGGACAAACAGAAAAGGGAACCUGUACAAUAUUUGUAUCUGCUGGUACAAAUGUGAAAGACCCAAGUAGUUCCUUAUUUACAAAUUCAAUAUACUGUAUGUGGGACAGCCCUACACAAAGAUUGCAAUAAAAAAUGGUAAUAUGGCUAAGAUUACCCACAGCAGAAAAAUGGAAGACUUUGCACAGUCUACAAAUAUAUCUGUGGUAUAAAAAUGUCUGGAACCUAGACAUGGCAGAAUACAAUUCACAAUAUAAAGCUUUCCAAAGGCUUUGAAGAUCCAGAAUGUUUUUAUUCUGUGCAGCAGGACUUUAUCCAGUGCAACUAAUCUCUAGGUCACUAUGGGGCUACCAAUGUGGGAAAUGUGGGUCUCUUAGUGUUUCUUCAAACAGGUGUCCUCUUACAUCCAGUUUUGUUGACAAAUUAAGAAAAUGGCUACAUGGCCAUCUUUGUAAUAAAAUUCAGGGGGAGAAGGGGGGAAUGUUGGGAAAAAUAAAUUAAACCAUUCACAUGCAACAACGGCAAAAAAACAUCAAAUACAUCAAAUACAUGUAAGUGUGGACUAUUUCAGUCUAAUUUGAAGGGGGGAAAGUGGAUUAACAAAUAAUGUUCAAAUGUGGACAAGUCCAAUAUGAAUUAAUUUUUAAAUAGCUGUAACAAAGUUCUUGAGGCAAUAAUUCUGAUCAGUAGUGACUUGUCCAUAUGAGAAUGGCUCUUCCAUAUCUGUAGAAAUUGCCUCAGCACAUGAAAUCUGUCAUACUCCAAUUUUGCGAUCCAGUACCAGAAAAAGGCAGUGUAGAGACUGCAAGUCAUGUCAGAGUGCCCUGGGAAAGCCAUAAAUCAUCUACUACUAGAUAUGAUCUUCAGUGAAUGGAAAGCAGGUAAAUUAAAGAACGGGAGGGUCAGCGGGCACAAACUCAGCCUCUCCCCCAACUCCAAUAUAGGUAAAGGUAAAUGUACCCCUGCCCGUUUGGGCCAGUCUUGCCAGACUCUAGGGUUGUGCGCUCAUCUCACUCUAUAGGCCGGGAGCCAGCGCUGGCCGGCAGACACUUCCGGGUCACGUGGCCAGCGUGACAAGCUGCAUCUGGCGAGCCAGCGCAGCACACGGAACGCCGUUUACCUUCCCGCUAGUAAGCGGUCCCUAUUUAUCUAUUUGCACCCGGGGGUGCUUUCGAACUGCUAGGUUGGCAGGCGCUGGGACCGAGCGACGGGAGCACACCCCGCCGCGGGGAUUCGAACCGCCGACCUUUCAAUCAGCAAGUCCUAGGCACUGAGGCUUUUACCCACAGCGCCACCCGCGUCCCUAACUCCAAUAUAGAAAAUGCCAUCUAUGCUGAGCUGGUGUCAGAGCCAAUGAGUGUGAAAGUGAUUGUCCCUUUGACUUUCUCCAUAAUCCGCCUCUUUGCAGACUGUUCUCUUUUGCUUCAUCCUGCAAAUAGCCUGAAGGAGGGUCACAUUUGAUUAAUCUCUUCAGAAUGUGUCACUGACUUAAGUAUUAUUGCACAGGCUGAUCAAGAUAAACAGCUUCUGCUGCCUCAUCCAAAGCAUCAGUCGGCCUCACAGGGGUCUGUGGUCAGCAGCUCCAUUUCUCAAGCCCUUGACAUUUCCUGGAUUUCUUUGUAAUAACUGCCCUUUUCAUUCAAAUAUCAGACUGAAGAUCUUCUCCCCAGAAGCACCAAAUGCGCUUCAUAUAGCAAUUUGUAGGGUUUGUUUUGCAUUUCUGGUUUCAAACUGAGAUAAAGAAAGGAUGUAUUUGCAGCACCUGGGGGGAGGGAUUUUUGGAGAUGAGCGCUGCAACCCCAGAGUCGUCCGCAACCGGACUUAAUGGUCGUGGGUCCCGUUACCUUUACCUUUACCACAGCAUACAUUUGUAGCACAUGACUUCCCCCAAAGGAUAAUGGAAACUGUAGUUUACUCCUCACAGAGCUAUAAUACCCAGCACCCUAUAGUCCAUAUAAACUCAAUAGUCAGUAGUAAAUUUAUAGUCAAUAUAACAUAGAUUUAGAUUAUUUAGAUUUAGAUAUGAACCAACCCAGACUCUGUAAUCUUCAUCUGAGGUCCUCCUUCUUCCAGGCUAUUGGCUGAUUAAACAAUCAAGGGCCUGUGUUUUGCUGGGGGUAUUGUUCUGUUUGUUGUUAUUUGUUUUUAAACUGUAAAGCACCCGUGAUCCUUGGAUGAAGGGUGGCGUAGAAAUCUAAUAAACAAAACAAUUCUUCACUCCUGCUUCUUUUCCUGAUGUAUGCCUGCUUCUGGUCUUUCCGGCAGGUGACUCACUGGCACAGCCCCUACUUCUUUGCCUACUACCCAACGGCCAACUCCUUCCCAGCUCUUCUGGCUGACAUGCUCUCUGGGGGCAUAGGGUGUAUUGGGUUUACAUGGGUAAGUGCGUUCCACCCCUCUCUGCUGGGUUACCUAGGGGACAGGCGACAUGCGCAACCUUUGCACCAGGCAGGCAAUUCACCCUGCAGGCACCCUGCCAACCACACACCCAAUUAUUUGUGUUCCUAAUUAUCACCCACUACCAAUGCCUCCCGUACCCAUGGCCUGGAGACCCAAGUGUUUUAUUGUGUUUUAUUGUUGUGAACCACUUCAGGUUUUUGUUUUUGUUUUAAUAUAGAGAUAUAUAAAUAUUUUAAAACACGCAGAUUAAGAUUGAAGGAGUUUAGCCUGGAGAAUAUAUGGUUAAGAAGUGAUAUAAUAGCCAUCUUCAAACAUUUUAAGGACUGUCAUAUAGAUGAUGGAGCAGAUUCAUUUUCUGUUGCUCCAGAGGAUAGGGCAUGAGCUGUUUGACAGUGGAACAGACUGCCUUGGAAGGUGCUGGAUUUCUCUUUGUGAGAGACUUUUAAAGCAGAGAUUGUGUGGCCAACUAUCAGGGAUGCUAUAUUUGUGGGUUUCCUGUAUUAUAACUCUUUGUAUAAAUAUUGAGGAGAAGCUACCACACUCCUGUAGUUUCUUUUUACCACAUUUCUCUAUUUUAGGCAUCAAGCCCAGCUUGCACAGAGCUGGAGACAGUCAUGCUGGAUUGGCUAGGGAAGAUGAUCAAUUUGCCACCAUCAUUUCUGGCCGAGAAGGAUGGAGAGGGGGGUGGCGUGAUCCAGGUAAGCUGGAAGCUUGUGGUCUUAGUUUCUGCAUGGUGUAUGUUCUGCUCAAACUGGAUUGAAACUGAUAUGUAUCUUUCAUUUUUUUGGGAUAAUAUAUGGGCAUAAUGGUUCCCCACAAAGGUGCAGAAGACAUGCCAUCACGCUUUCAAGUCAUCAUCUGAUAUCUGAGGAAUGAAGACACUAUGCCUGUGUGAACCAUUCCUGAAACUCCUGGUUACCCCUGUGAAAACCUAGUUGGGAUAAUGUUCUAUGGAAAUAUGGAUUUGUAUAUGUAACCUGCCUUUUACCUGAAGGUCCCUAGUGGAGUGGCAUACACCUAAAACAAACAAAAUUAAAACACACACAAUUAAACCAAUUAGACACAAAUUUACAAAGUUCAUAAACCUUCCUCUCCAAAAUCCUAGGCAAAAAGGUGUGUUUUCAAUGACAAUGAAACAACAACAGUGUUGUGGGUGAAACGUACCUCGGAGGGAUGGUUGUUGCAAAGGAAUCAAGACUUUAAAAUGAGCCCAGAAGACAGGAGAUUGUUCAAGACUGAUGUUAUGCUGGGGCACCCUACUAGUACCCUGGUUGCCACAUUUGGUACCAGAUUCAACUUCCAAACUGGUUUCAAGGAUUUUGUUGUUGUUGUUUAGUCGUUUAGUCGUGUCCGACUCUUUGUGACCCCAUGAACCAGAGCAUGCCAGGCACUCCUGUCUUCCACUGCCUCCCGCAUUUUGUUCAAACUCACUUUUAUAUGCCUGUUGUCUUUGUCCACGGAGUUUUCUUGGCAGGGAUACUGGAGUGGCUUGCCGGUUCCUGCUCCAGGUGGAUCAUGUUUGGUCAAAACUCUCCACUAUGACCUGUCCAUCGUGGGUGGCCCUGCUCGGCCUAGUUCAUAGCUUCUCUGAGUUAUUCAAGCCCCUUCGCCAUGGCAAGGCAGUGAUCCAUGAAGGGGGUUUUCAAGGAUAGCCCCAUGUAAAAGAACACCAACAAUACAAUCGGAAGUUACCAGAAUGUGGAUGAUUGUAGCCAAGCUCUCUCUCCUCAGGUGGGGCACUAGAUGGUGUACCUGCUGAAGCUGAGCAUCAGCACUCCUAGUUCCUGAAGCCACCUGCGAUGGCACCAGAGUUAUCCUCAAGCUAUGCACCUGUUCCUUCAGGGGAAGAGCAACCUGUUGUAGAAGAACUUAUCCCUCUUUUAGCUGAGCCAAUUGUUUUAGAUGCUACUCUGGCUAUUUGGAUAAACAGCUGUAAUCAGGGCUUUUCUUCUGCCGAAACUCAAUGCCGUUGACAUUAUAAUAGAACAAGGGAGGUGUUUGCGGUGAGUUCUGGCACCUCCUUUUCUAGAAAAAUAGCACUGGUUGUAAUAACUUUGCCCUUUUUAAUGGCUAGUUGGAAUUCUAGAACUGUACAGACCAGCACAGACCCUGCCCCCAAUCCCACAGUGUUAAAUCUGGAAUAACUGCUUGAACACUUGCUAGCUGCUGAAGCCUAAUGUCAGGAUGAAUUGCUUUUACAUGUAGGGUGCAAAUGUUGUUUUACUUCACCCCACCAUAGCCCUAGUUUUGUGCUGAGGAUCAAUGAGCAAUUAUGUCUAUUUGCCAAUGGGAAAUGCUGCCCUUUUAAGCUGACAAUUCUUGAUGGACUAUAAUUUGGGGGCACUGAGAGUGGGUGGUGUCCGUGCUGCUGGUGGAGAUGAAGCAAUUUGUAGUGUUGGUCUUCUUGCCUCAUUCUUGUAUCAAUAAUGAUAAAAACAAGAAAGAACAUGGCGGAGAUGGGCUUUAUAUUAGACUGCCAAUCAAAUGAAUAUUGCAAUAUUGGCCUGUGGAAAUGGGUGCUUAAUUACCCUUAAAGGACCAAAUCAAUAUGAAAUUAUCCUGCUGCCUCAAAGGUGACACUUGAAAAAUCCAAAGACGAAAGGAAAUUUCCGCUUGGGGCUCUGUUUGACUCACCAAUGCUUCUGUCGCCUCUUGAGGCUGCUCACCAUGGUAACCUUUGUUUGCUUGCUGUGAAGUAAAAAGUAUAAUAGCCAGCUUACUUAGUAUGUGUAUCAUAAAAACCAUCUUUCCCAGCAGCGCAUUCAAUGGGGGCGCCUCAGUUUCUCCACUCUGACAUUUUAUAGAGGCCUGAUCCAGCCAUAAUUACACAGCUAAGACCCACUGAUUUCAGUGGGAGGGAUUUAAGCAAGUGCUUAAUGGCCUCUGAAAUCAAUAGUGUUAAAAAAUGCUUAACUUUAACUACAUUUAAAGUGUUCCUUGUCUCUAUGCCUGUUGGCCUUCUCCUCCUGGAACUGGCUGAGGGUGCUUUCCCUCUAAACCAGAGCUCCAGCCAGCAAACCAGACGUCUGCAGCAGAGAGAAGGAAUUCCUAAUGUUGUGAAUAUGAGUGGGGACAGACUCCCCAUAAUUUCUGCAUUCAGUGGAUGGUCAGAGUUUGAGUAGACUCCUGAAUUUAGCAGGGGCUGGGAAUAACACUCCUAACUUCCCCAGGCUUUGCCAGGUGUAGAGGGAGCAUGAUGUCACCCCAGGAAAAGAAGGUGUCCAUUUCCAGCAGAUGGUUGGGGAGAAGGAGCAGGAAGUGGGCACAACCUCAUGCGGGCAGCAGUCAUGCUGGCUGCCUGGAUCAGGCGACUGGGCUGCUGCGAAGGACAAGUCCCUCUUGGGACAUACAUGCUGUGAACCCUCUCUCCGUAAAUUCAGGUUUAAAAGUGUGAAUAAGCCAUAUUUCCAAGACACAGCAGACUCUGCUGCACCUUGAUUUCCCCACAGAACCACAACCCUGGGGGAGCGCCUGGAACCUCCUGGAAUCUUGCUGCCAUUCAGCAGAGACUGGGGGUGGAGUGCAAGGCUGUUCUGAAUGCUGCUAGACCACAAGGGUUAGCAGAAGCCAUAGUGGAAAAAGAACGUGUGUCUUUGUGUCAGAAAGGCACAAGCGGAAGGUCCCAGGUUCCAUCUACGAUGGCAUCCCCAAGGAGGCCUUGGAGAGACUCCCUGCCUGAAAUCCCGGAGAGCCAUUGCUGCCAGGCAGUGUAGACCGACUGAGCCAGGUGCAGCUGUGCUCUGGCCUCGCGGAGGGAAGCUUCCUCGGUUUCUAAAUUGCUUUCCACAAGAAAUGCCUGUUUAAUGAGGUGCUUCCGGCUGUGCUUCCUUUCCCCUGGCUUGCAGCACCCUAAAUCUUCAACAUGUUCUCUUCAGCUCACUGGAUCUUCUGCCACUGUCCCGACUCACUUUCCAUUGGCUUGUCCUGCCCAACUGAGCCUCUCUCUCCUUCCCUGCAGGGCACGGCCAGCGAAGCGACCUUGGUUGCACUGCUUGCAGCUAGAACCAAAGCGAUCCAGCGGGCGCAAUCAGAAAACGGAACGCUGACUCAGGGAGACAUCAUUGGCCGGCUGGUGGCUUAUACCUCGGACCAAGUGAGUAUUGAGACUCUCUGGAGCAGGAAUCGCCAGCCCAGCACCUGCAGCUGCCACAGUGCCUGCCAAGACCUUCAGUGGCAUCCAUAGGCAGUGGCCCUCGACCCUGAGCUUUCAUAUAGACAUAGAUAUAUAGACAUACAGAUAUAGAUAUAGUUUUGUACCUGCUAAAAAUUAAGUUAUGAAGCAAAAAGUACAGGCACCCUUUUAAGCAAUUUCUCUGAUGGCUGCUCCCACCUGUCUGUGUUUUCGCCGAUGUGUGAAGUCAGAGCUGUAUAAAUGAGUUCUUUGGACACCUGGCAAUGGGAAUCACUGGAGUCCUAAAGAGCUGCUGUUUCUCUCUCAAGGGAUGUUCCUGCUUCUGUCUUAUUUUCCAUAAGUCCUUGGAAUCGCCAUAGUUUCCCCUUCCAUCCCUGCCCCUGGCAACCAGAAUGGGCCUUUCCUAUGGUGGGUCAUCUGAGACCAGGUAGUCCUUUGAAGCUGUUUUCUGCAUAUAGAAUCCCCGCUCCACACAAAAGGCAAAUAUGAAAACCUGUGAAGAGGCUUAGAUAUACUUCCACCUGUACAGGAGCUUGAGACCAUACACCUGUUAACAACUGUAUAGUCAAGUAUGCACCUCUAUUUGUAAUUUGCUCUCUUUGUUUUAAAGGGGACUUACCCCCAGGUAAAUGGGAACAAGAUGCCAACCUAGGCUUUGGUUUAGAAUUGGGGGAUACAGGCUUCUGAAUACAGGGUUCUUAUGCCUUUAACAGCUCUAUAAUAGGCAGAAAUUCCACAGGUUAAGUCUUUUCUAGGAUGGAAAUAAAAUUAUGGGAAAAGCCUCACCAUGACUGUGCUAAUUUUGUUUCAUGUCAUGCCUCUCGCUUGGUAGUCAUAUUGAGUUAUUCCAUGCCCCAGUGGCAGCCAUUUUUUGACUCUUUCAACAUUCAGAAUAUGUCCACUGGUCCAAAAAAUUUGGGUUGUGACAUAAUGAAUGGUAUGAAAACUAGUCCUACUCUGAUAGACCUAUUGAAAUGAAUGAACAUGGCUAACUUAGGUUCAUUAGUUUCAAUGGGUCUACUCUGAGUAGGACUUAAUUGGCUACCACCAAUUUUCAUCCACACACUGGCUUUUGAAGUGGCUCCUUGGGAAUGCACAAGCAUACUUUUAAGCAAGCGUGUGAAAUUACCUACUCUUUUCUUGUAGAAAAAGAAGCUGGUGCAGGUGGGAUAUAAGGUUUAAGGUCACAGAAACAGGACCCUUAUGUAUGCAAUGAAGCUUUUCUCCUGUUCUUUGAAUUCCUCCUGGGCAGCCCCAGCCACGCAGCUUGAAAUCAAGUGCACCUGCCCCCCCCAACUUUGGACUGUAAAUGCCUGAUCCUCAAUAAGGGAUGACAGUCAUACUUGCCUGCUGAAGGUCAGGGGAUUUUUAUUUUGUCUGCACAAGGAUUUGCCUUAAGAUGUUUCUGACCUUUUAAGGCAGCCUGUUGCUGAGCUCACAGCUCCUUCUGCAUUAAGUUCAUAACUGGGUGACUCAGUAAUCCAAAAGGAGAGACAGAAAAUCCAACCUAAGGAUAAAUAUCAGGUUUAACAAAGGUAGAUGGUUUGGGAGAAUUCAGGAAUAUGAUAAACAGGAUUGCUUUCUUUCUCUCUGAAUAUGGUUGCAUCCUUAACAAUAUUUGGAGGAAGGGCACGUGUAUCUGUACUCCAGUUUCUCACGUGUCACGUUUUUGCUCCAUCUGAGGCAGAUCCACCUGCCCCUUUUAGGCCGCCUCCUCUGAGCAUCUCCAGCUAGUGGUUUCUAGCCUAUACCAGGUGGCUUGGCCAGUAUUUUGGGGUUGUAUCUUACUCAGAGUAGACCUAUCAAAGUUGCAAACAUGACUAACAUGCUGCAGAUGGGAGACUGAGACUCGGAUUUAUUUGCCUGUCUUCUUUUUAAAAGAGGUGUUGUGUUCUACAAGUUUAAACUUUAACAUGUUUUGUCUGUGAUGGCUCUUCCCUUUUUUAAAUAAUUAAUUAAUUAAUUUUUUAACAAUAAGAACACUUGUGUGAAGUAAUAAGUAAAUUCAAUAAACUAAGCUUCGUAUGCAAAUAUGUUUUUAAGACACAUUUUCUCCCAUUUCAUUGCAGGCUCAUUCAUCGGUUGAAAAGGAUGGCUUGAUCGCUGGAGUUAAAAUCAAGCAGCUCCCCACAGACGACGCGUUCGCUGUACGUGGGUCAGCCCUAAGGAAAGCCGUAGACCAAGAUAAAGCUGCUGGCCUCAUUCCAUUCUUUGUAAGUGCUGAUAGCUCAGUGUUUGUUCAUGGCUGUAAUGCCCAAUGAAUAAGUAGACAAUUGGGGUUGCCAACCUGGGAACUGGCCUGCUUCUCUGUGCCUUUAACAGCGCCCAGAAGGAGAACAGCAGCUGCCAUUUGAAGAAGAGCAAGCCCAGGGCCCCCUCUAAGUUGCCAGCUGUAUUUGCAAGAGGCAACCUGCUGUCCCUGCUCCUGAUGUGAUUACAAUGUUGUAAUACGGGUUACAAAUUGGGUUAGAGUCAUUGGCUGCUACAGACGCUGCAUCAAAACCCCUCCCCCCUCCCAGGACAACAGAUGUUUUUCGCUUUCGGCUGUGGAUGAAAGGAGCUUCAAGGUCUCACACACACAAGGUCACAGGAAAGGCAACCAGGAGAAUGAACUAUAGCUGAGCUUCAUCUCUUGUGAUAAGGCCUAAAGCCUGACCUCCUUCUUGAGGCUGGUGCAUUGCUGCAUUUAGCAGUAAGAGAACAUUGACACCAAGAUGCUGUAGCUUUCAUUUGGAUUUAGCUGUUUCCACUGAAAUCAGUGUCUGGUCUGCCUACCGGGAGUGUGGACUCCUGGAGAGCUCACAGCCAUGUGCUGCUCCCUGGCCCUUCUUGUGCCCAUGAACUAAGCCAGGAUUUGGCUCUGGGGGCUCCCCAAACUUUGAUUCAUGGUUAUUGUUGUUGUUGGCGUGUUUAUAGCCGACCUUUUCCCCUGACAGGCACUCAAGGCAGCUUACAGAUAAAAAUAAAGAACCACUAAAACACAUGAAAAACAGUCAUUAAAAACAACUGAAUGUUGAAUGUUUAAUUUGAUAGAAUGGUUAAGCUCCCUCCUCACUAACCAGAAUCUUUCCCUACAGGAAAACCACUUGCAAAGCAGCACCCCACAUAAUUCACCCCCUUUGCUCUUGGUAGCGGGAGGGAGAAGAAAAUGCAACUUCUCCUUCCUCUGCCCUCCUCUCGGCCCUGUGUUAAAUCGGGGCCUUUAAAUAUAUAUAUAAUUAAAUAUUAACCCAACUCCCUGAAUUAAUUUGGGACUGGAUCUGGGGUGGGUAGUCCCUGGGUCCAGGGUGGGUUGGUCUGCUUGCCCCCAACCUGGAUCAGAGCCACAGGGCAGAACAAGUGGUCUGUACACAGCCCUAGUAUUUAUGUUGUCCAAUAACUAAGGUUCUCUGGGCAGCUUUCAGUUUUAUGCAAAAAUAAAACCAUAAACCCAUAAAAUCUAAGGGAGCAUAAGACCAGCAGUAGAAGAUAACCACCAUUUCAAAAAGCUGACACCAUAAAGAAAGAUCUGAACUUCAGAGCCAUCCAAAGUGUCCUUGAGUCACAAACAAAGAGAUUGAAAAGCCUGGGGAAAUGAAAAAGUCUUUAUCUGGCAUGGAAAGACCACAACGUAGAUUCUAGGCAAGCCUCUUUGAGGAGGGGUCCCAUGACUGGAGCAGCACCACUGAAGAGACACGAUAGAGUCACUGCUGAGCCAAAUCUUUUGCCCCUUUGUCAUCUCUAGCCAGUAAAUUCGUUGGAGCAUUAUACAAAACCUGAGCGGAUAUGGUAGUUGGGCAGGAAAACAGAGUUUGCCAAAGCAAGGAGCAGCAACAAAAGCAAUAAAAAUAGUUCAUUGAAUGUCAGGUUUCAGCCCAGCCCCAGUUGGGAGCCUCCUCAGAGGAAUGUGGGAAUUAGAUUCUCCUUCCCAUUUAGUGCUAUGCGAAAGGAAGAAUCUGGGUUGUUUAACCCUUUCAUUUGUUGCCUUCCUACAAAAAUUACACAAGACCACUGUCUUUUAAAGUUUAAAUAACAAAUAACUUUUACUCAGUGUGCAGGCAGUUCUCCAUUUAUCUGGGGGUUACGUUCCAAGGCACCACACACAUUGGUGAAAUCACAUACAGUGGUGCCUCUCAAGACGAAAAGGAUCCGUUCCGCGAGUCUCUUCGUCUUGCGGUUUUUUCGUCUUGCGAAGCAAGCCCAUUAGCGGUUUAGCGGAUUAGCGCUAUUAGCGGCUUAGCUGGCUUAGCGGAUCAGCUGAUAAGCGGCUUAGCGGAUCAGCUGAUAAGCGGCUUAGUGGCUUAACGGAUCAGCUGUUAAGCGGCUUAGCGGAUCAGCUGAUAAGCGGCUUAGUGGCUUAGCGAUCAGCUGUUAAGCGGCUUAGCGGAUCAGCUGAUAAGCGGCUUAGUGGCUUAACGGAUCAGCUGUUAAGCGGCUUAGCGAUCAGCUGUUAAGCGGCUUAGCGGAUCAGCUGAUAAGCGGCUUAGCAGCUUGGGAAAAAGGAGGGGGAGAAAAAACCCCCGCAGGAACUCGCAAGACAUUUUCGUCUUGCGAAGCAAGCCCAUAGGAAAUUCGUUUUGCGAAGCACCUCCAAAACGGAAAACCCUUUCAUCUAGCGGGUUUUCCGUCUUGCGAGGCAUUCGUCUUGCGGGGCACCACUGUAUAAUUGAAAACCAUUGAAAAGGCCUGCAAACACCCCGUUCUGCCCUUUUAGUGAUGUUUCAGUGAUGUGUUUAUGAUGUUUCUGAGUCACUUCUGGGUUUGGUACAAUGUGCGUAUAUAUGGCUGCGCACAGACUGAAUGCGCGUGAACGGGGCUGCCUGUACUUGCACUUGGUGGAUCAAUUAUACAAGGCAGGGAGGUGUUUCUUAUGUUAAUGAUACAUCUUACGUAGAUUUGUAUCUAAGACAAAAACUGUUACAGAUGGACUAACCCUGAGGCAGACAGCCGCACAACAGGACAGACCUGCUGCUCAGGUGCUCUAACAGCUGAGAUAGUUCACAGCUGCCAAAACUGCCCAAAUGACAUCACGGCCUCUGGCAGAAGGUGAAUGAUGUCACAGAGUUAUAUCUGGGAAUGCUAUGGCCCUUGUGAGCAUUUACCUUUCACUUAGCAUUUCGGAUGCUUUCGGCCGACAAGGAAGACCAGGAGGAGCAGAUAGAAGACCAUGCUUGGCAGGGGGUUGGACUCGAUGGCCCUUGUGGUCUCUUCCAACUCUAUGAUUCUAUGAUUCAGAAAUGUCCAGCAGAUCUCCACAACCUGGGAAGAGGGGGAGGGACAUGGAAGCACCUGCCUGGAUUGGGUUCUGGCGGAGAGCCUGGAAGGAGUGGAACCUCCAGAUCCCAUCCAGAUCCUUCCAGAUCCCAUCUCAGCUUUCUUAAGAGGUCCAAAGCAAAGCUUUUUUGACCUGGGGAAAGGGGCAGAGCUUCAGAGAUCUGGGUCAUGGUACAUGUUCCAAUAGUUCUUUUGAAUUUCACAAAACUGGACCCAUAUUAGCUGAAAUUAUACUUAAUGUAGAGCCAGUCUGGACUUGUUUUAGCUGAAAAUACCACCACUACUCCUAAACAUGCACAAAUGUGCAUGCACACGCACACAAGAUCCUCAGAUUUUGUAUUGGGAAAUGCUGCAUGAAAUUAGUUUGUAUUAGUUCUAUGCAGCUAAUCUUGUACCUUCCCAAAGAAUGCUGAAAGUUUUGGUUUUGGUUUGCUGAUGGCUGAUUCUCUCCUUCAGUUAGAUUUAUUUUGUUGUUGUUGUUGUUGCUUUUUGUUUUUGGUCCCGUAGUUUUGUGCAACACUUGGAACCACAACAUGCUGCUCCUUUGACAAACUGUCAGAACUGGGUCCUAUUUGUAAGUCAACAAUUAUUUAUUUUGUCUCAGAGUUGGAAAAAUAUUGCUAUAAAUGAGCUACCAUUUAAAUUCCAAUAAAUUUCACUUGUCACAACAUUAAAUACAGUAGUUUCAGUGAGAUGCGCUCAUAUUGUUUAAUUAAACAAACAAACAAAUAAACAGGGUUUGUUUGAAUUUAGUAUGUUGUCAAACCUGUUCCAUCUGGGAGCAGAAUGAAACCAUUACCCUGGAGACCUGCCUCUUCUCUGAAAAACGUCCCUGAGUUAGCUCCUUCCUGUUCUAUUGCAAGUGUGUACCUGGAUUCACAGCCAACACUCAUGUAUGUUCAUAUACAUACUGCUGAGAGGUUUAGGAUCUUUUGCUGCAGUUAUGACUUGUGCUUGCUAUGGAUGUGUGUUAACCCUUAAUCUUAUGCCCAUGAGAAGCUCUCCCACAGAGGACUGAAAAAGCUUGGUUUAUUCUGUGAGAUAGGAGUGACAAAAUAUAUAUAAAUGCUGCUUCAGACAGCCAAGUUAUAAUCUAAACAGGUAGCAAAUUUUACAAUACAUACACACCUUGAUUAAAGAGUAAAAGAUCCCCUAACUAUUCUAAAAUGCCUGCAGACACAUGGGCAUGACAGUUUUGCCAUAACCCCCCACUAGAAGUGGAAAGGGGUGGGAAAACAAAGUAUAAAGGUAAAGGGACCCCUGACCAUUAGGUCCAGUCGUGACCGACUCUGGGGUUGUGGCGCUCAUCCCACUUUACAUGCCGAGGGAGCCAACGUUUGUCCGCAGAGAGCUUCCAGGUCAUAUGGCCAGCAUGACUAAGCCACUUCUGGAGAAACCAGAGCAGCACACGGAAACACCAUUUACUUUCCCGCUGGAGCGGUACCUAUUUAUCUACUUGCACUUUGACGUGCUUUCGAACUGCUAGGUUGGCAGGAGCAGGGACCGAGCAAUGGGAGCUUACCCCGUCGCGGGGAUUCGAACCGCUGACCUUCUGAUCGGCAAGCCCUAGGCUCUGUGGUUUAACCCACAGCACCACCCGCAUCCCUUAUAAAGUACUUUAUUACAAAGUGUACCUGUCCUUAAAGCUAAACAGAUGUGUGCCGAGUCCUGGCCAGUGCUGGGUCAGUUCUGUCAUGUUGGAGCCAGGAGAGCUCACUAGCCUUUGAAUCUAAAGUUUUUUUAAAAUACCUUUUUGCCAAGGCAUGCCAGUGGGGAGGGGACUGUGAACUGAGUGGUUUCUACAAUUUCCAUAAUUCCUUCCAGAAUAGUGAGAAAAUGUUAAAACUGGCCAUCCAGUUUGCUUAAUAAAGGGUGAAGGACUUGUGACAGUGAGCCAUUAUUUGAAUCUGGCCGUCUUUGUCUGCUACCUGCCUUCAAAUCACCUUUGAGGAAUUGAGUAUCCUGUAUUUGAUAACUAAAUUUGCAGGUGUUAAUCUUUAGGUCAGGCGUGUGUGAAUUCAGGAUAUGCCUGAGUGCCUUUUAGGGGCCUGGAAGUUCCAGAGUCACCAAAGUUUCAUCAUGGAGAGUCUCAUGCCAUACUAGUUAUGUCCCGGUGCGCUGCCUCGCCCCCAUGGCAGAGGGGUCCCAGGCCAUGCUGCUAUCACUGCAGUGGAUGUGAGUGACGUUGGCACACCCUGCCGUGUGUUCGUGUCACUGCAUAGAAUUUUGGGGGACCCCCUGCCCCUUCAUUGAACAUUUGUGGGUGCCUGGGCCCCCUGGCCCUGCAUGGAUGGUGCCUGUAGUUAUGUCAGUCUUAUACUCCUGCCAUGAUCUGCAGAGAUAAACCAGAUCGGAAGUUCAGAUUCACACAACCUUUUCACAGUUUCCCCUCUGCUCCAUCACUGCCCAUGUACAGUGAACAGUUUAAACAUUUUCCUCAGUCUUGUACUCCCUGUUGCAGGGAGACUUACAUUUUCUCAGCCCUGGAUAUGCAAUAUAUAUUGUGUCUGGAAAAAUAUGACCUAUCCACAUAGUCCCUUCCAACUCUACGAUUCUGUGACAGCCCAUUUAUUGUUAUCUAGAAGAGAGUUGUGCACCAAUGAAGCAAGCAGCCACUGGCUAUUGCCUUGGAUAUGUAAAGUCGUGGGGAGCAUCAUUUCUGAGCUCUUCUGUGUCUUAAUUAGGGUUCUUAAAAUAUAUUUAUGCUUUAAAGGCAUAAAAAAAAAAAGAAGAAGCAAGCAUCAGCAAGACUGCCCUAUCCCAGCAGUGUUCCUCCACUUUGGGAUUCUGUAACUUUAACAUAAACCAAUAAAGUAAGAUAGUUAUCUGAAGUCUGCGUCUUCUCCCAUUCUGUCACAGGAUCACAUAUCUACUCUGAAAAUGUGUAAAGUGUUAGGGUAGCUCUGCUUAUAGGCCACAUUUCCACAUAAGGCCUUCAAAGCCACUUACAGACUAAAAACAAACUUGGAAAAACACAGGAAAAAUAUUUAUUUUAUAACAAGACUGGUCCCCCCCAACUUUUUAAUGUGGAUAUUCUGUUGCAGAAAAAGAUUAGUUUUUUAGCACCUUAAAAAUUAGUCCAUGAAUCUUUGGUGGCAUAAGCUUUUGUCGCAAGAUGACUCUGUGCUCACUGCUGCCUUGUGGCUGCACUUCCUAACCAUUUUGAUCACCCUCUAGAAUUAGCAUGUCUCCUUUAGAACAUUGCAGCAUUUUAGAUUAGCUGCAUUAUGCAGAAAUACUUUUUUUUAAAUGACAUUUAGAAACCUGCAACCCAGCCCUACCCUCAUUACUGAUUGUUCAGUUAGGUGGGUUAUUAAAAAUUGUUCAUACAAUUCCCCACCUUCUAGGUAAUGAGGAGACUAUUUGGAUGCAUGUUGAUGCAGCCUAUGCUGGGAGCUCAUUCAUCUGCCCCGAAUUCCGCCACCUUCUCAAUGGAGUGGAGGUAAGCAAUAGUAAUGAAAACUCAAAAUGAAAUCCAGGCAGAAUCAUUAGCUGCUAAUAACCUGAUUUUACAACUUUUAUCUUCAUGCACAUGUCUGAUGCAGUGGAAGAAUGGGUGGCUUGGCAAGGUUUUGCUUCCGUAUUUUUCUCUUCCUUAUGCAGCUAAAAAUACCCUGGUAUUCUGCCUCCCAGCCUCUAUGUAUGGCGGGCAGUUAAGAUCACACCUUCCUGCCCUGGUGCACCUGUUCUGCCCGUACCUUGGGGUCCUUUCCCUUUCCCUUUAUGAGCAUAUUGGUAAAGUCCAGAGUACACACACCUGAAUUAUGCAGCUUUGUUAUUUGAGGUCUAAGCAUAUUGGAUUUUGUGUAUCUACAACCUAUUCAAACAUUAUAUCAUUGUGUUAACACCUGGUAAUCUUGGAGGGUGAACAGGGAAGGGGGGGGCAAACAUUCACUCCAAGUCCAACAACCUCUCAACUGUAGCUGAUGCUCUUCUUAAAGCUGGAAGAAACAAAUUAAAAUUUCCAAAGGCUCCUUUAGACGUGGUCUUGGUCAGUUGCAUAGGGGCUCUGGAAUAUCUCCUAGAAGUACAAUUUGUAGAGGGUGCGUGCAGUCCCUAUUGCUGCUUAGCUACACAUGGCACCUGCAAGGGAGCCAAAGAGCUUGCAAACUACAUUUUAACAGAUGGGGGGGGGGAAUGAGAGGAGGGCCGAGAAGUAAAGGAAAAGUGUGUGAAACAGACAUUGACUGAUUUGAGACAGCGGCUGGAUUACUGGCUUGGGUAGAAGAAGCCGCCGUUGUCAGCUCUGAGCCUGUUGAACUCAGUUGCUGACGCUUAUUCUGCCUUUUUGCUAUCACCGCCUGCCACUUCUUAGCUACCACUGUAAUUGUUGCAAAUAAAGAGACUGGCAGAAAAGCAAAGGAAGACUUUCCCUGGCCUCUUGCUGGACUGUCUCCUCUGAACCUCCCUUUGCCUGGAGAAGGGAGAUGGGGAAGGUUGCCUUUCCAUCCUGAGUAGCUAUGGAAAUAUUUUCAAGCAAUUAUCUGAAACAACAUGAUCAUUUAGUGACCGCUUUCCUCAUCUGCAUCUGUUUUGAAAACCACAGGAGAAUACAUUCCAAAUGCAGAACGGGGAAACUGAAUAGUAUGUGCAGAAUCACCAAAGGACAUUCUGUUUCACGUACUGUAUAAAUGAUAGGUGACUUUUCAUUUUUCCAGUAAUGCUGGGCUGCUUUUCAUGUGCAUCCUUAGAUAAGGGCAAUGCAAUUUCCUGAGUCUCUUUCCAGACUGCCAGAUAAACUCCUGGUCUUCCUUGACAUUAAAGGGGGGAAAAUAUUACUGUUUGCUGAAUGUACCUAAAUAAUGCCAAUGUGUAAGAGCUAAUAAAUGAAAAGAAGCAAAAAAGCCCUAGCCAAUAAAGCACCCUCCUUUCUCGUUUUUAUCAGCAAAGCUUGCUGUAAUUUCCUGUGCAGGUUUCACUGGCUCCUGAAGGAAAUGAAUCAUCACUUCCAUGGUGUUUCAAGCGUCAGUGUGGCAACCAUUCAACAAGUCUAAAUAGAUGCCCUCCCUCUAGCCAUAUGGCCUCCCUCCCCCCCCCUCACAAUACUGCUUCACAAAAGGCCUGUAUGCAAAUGGAGACACUGAUGCCACUGGGUUGCAACUGGCUAAAACAGAGAUAUCCUGGUGUUGCAAAGCACCGUACCAUUUUUUUCUUCAUAUACUUUCAGAAACCACAAAAUCAACCUACAUUAUUAUUUGUUAACUUUGCAGAAUGGAUAGUUUCUUUCAGCUUCCUUUGCUACAUGUGGAAAUCCUUGAAGGGGGGAGAGAGAGCUGCAACUCUGUUGGUCCUGGUGGCUCACUAAGGCAGGAGGGACCCUGCGGCUGGCAGCCAGAGGCUGGAGUGGGUGGCAGGGAUGCAGGUGAUGGUGGCAGGGGCACAUCGGAGCACCCUUUUCUUCUGACCCAAUUGCAGCAGUGUUGUUAGGGGACUUGAGAUCAGGAGGGUGACAAAAGUGGGAAGGGAGAGGAAGAGGUGGGGCGAGUGGAGGAUUUCAUCUUGGAAAGUGCUGCUUCUUUUGCUUCCAGCACAAGCUUUCUUCCUUCCUGCCCAGGGCCUGCCUCUCCUUGCCACCUGGCCCCUGACAGCCCCAGAUCAUUCUGGGUGCCGUGACCCAACCUGAGGUGAUCCAGGAUUGUCUCCACCUAAGUCAGGCAAAACCCGGAUCCCCACAGAUUGGCCUGAUUUGGUUCAGGAUUCAGCCUAAUCUGGUGCAUGGCGCCACAGAAUGCAUUGAAGUGUGGGAUAACAUGAAAACAUGUAUACUCAGCCCUGGAGCCUGCAUGCUGAGCAGGCCUUGCCCCCAAGCAAGGCAGAGACCUGGAAAGCUCUUCUUGUCUGGGUCUUCUUGGCACAGUAAGGACUUUUAAGCUCUCUGUUUUUCUCGUCAGGCAAAGCCUGCAUAACAUGCUGGCUCUGGAAGCUUGGGGGUGAUCACGAGAUCUCAGGGGAACUCGGACAUCUCUGAGAGAUCUUGCGAGAGCAUCCCAGAACUGGUGCACUGCAUGGAGAGCUUAAAAUCUCUCUCUGCACUGGGAAAACUUUCAACUUGUGCAAUUUCAACCAUUUUUCUCCAUGGUUGUUCCCCAAAUCCAGAAGUGCAGAGCAAAUUCCUAAUUUCUUAAGCUUCUCCCCUAGAUCUCCGCUUUGAUGGAUAUGAAGUAUAUUGUGCAAGGUUGGAAUUCCACAAGUUAAAUGCACAUAAGAAGUGAUUGUAUUGUACUUUGAAACUGAUGAAUAGAAUCAUAAAUAAAACCUUCAGAAUAUGAAGAGGGCUUCACCAACCCAUCAACCAAAACCUCUUAAUAAGGGAGUUGUUCUUCAAAAUCCCCGUCUGUGAAUGCUACUGUUGAAUUUCACCAGAAUUCUCUAAUUGAUGAAAGCACCUCACAGACACACUGGGAAAUCUGUCAAGGCUGUCAAGUUAGAAAUAUUGACCUGGUGGUUGUAAUCAUUUUCCUGAUUUUUUUUUUUUUAAUCCUUUCAGUUUGCAGAUUCAUUUAACUUCAACCCACACAAAUGGCUCUUAGUAAAUUUUGACUGUUCUACCAUGUGGUAAGUAUGAAGUGCAAAAAUGAAGAGUUUGCAUGUAAUGUUAAAGCAUUAUUUAAUGAACAAACCUUUGGCUCAAGCCAUAAGAUAUUCUGCAGAUAAUCAAAGUAACUAAGCUAAGUGGUUCAGCCAGAUCCCAUUUCUUACUCCUGGUUAACAUCACAAUGUAAUGUGAUGUGUGGACCAGGGCUGUGAAUGCACUACUCCUUUAAAACACAUUCUAAACACAUCUUCCUCUCAAAUAAUUCUAGGACUGGAGUUUGUUUAGGGUUGCUUGGAAUUGUGACUCUGUGAGAGGUAAACUACAGUGCCCAGAAUUCUCUGAGGGAAAUAACUUGCUUUGAAUGUGCUUCAGAUGUAUAGCAUUUACAUAGCUAUUCCUCGUCUCUGUUUCUUCCAAGACAGUUUUUAAGUUCUUUUGAAGAAAUGUGGUAGCGGUGAUGUUAGUGCUAUUAGUUUAAUGAAAUUACUUAGGGGCAGCGAACAUAUCGUGGGGCAUUGUGCUACCAAGGUUUAUUACACUUGAAAUGAAUUUGAAAGGAAAUCUAGGAAAUGUAUAUGCUAGUUGCAGAUACAAAGUAGUUGAAAAAAUGAUGUUUCAUUAGGUUAAAUUCUACGUUAAUCAAAUCCGAGACAAGAACAAAGCAUCUGGUGUCUACAUGACUUGCAUAUGAAUUGGGCCCUUCCAUUUCACAUAAAUUAAUGAGGGGUCAAAUUUUAAUCUGCAAUCAAAGCUUUUAUAUAUUUUACUCAUGACAGAAGUAGCUGGUAAUGCAAUGGCAAAUAAUCCAAAGUCAAUAUUUUUUCAGGGUGAAGAAGAGAACAGAUUUAACCUGUGCCUUUAAAAUAGAUCCUGUUUAUCUGAAGCAUGACCAUCAAGAAUCAGGUAAAGUGUUUUAUCUUUUCCCUAACUUGAAAAUAGUUUUUGGCUGUCAAAGUUUGUUUCAGUUUAGAUACUUUCAGCACAGUAUUUCAAAAUGGUAAGAGUUUCCCAGUGGCGUAUCGUGGGUUGUCAGCACCCGGGGCAAGGCGAGUAAUUUGUGCCCCCUAACCCGUGGAUUUUAGCGCUGCGAGUGUGAGCGUGCCCCCCCCCAGAUGGUGCGGCUGGCCCCCCCUGCACCCCCCACGCUACGCCACUGGAGUUUCCCAUUUUUUCUUCAAAACAUGUGUUAGCCAAGUAUGUAAAUCAAGUUUACAUGAGUUCAGAAAAUUGCCUGAUUUUACAAGUGUCCAAAGAAAUGGACAAAGGAGGGGAACAACUCUCUGAUUUUGUGUUCAGUCAAUAAUGAGGAUUAAAAUGACCACUGCCACUUUUGAAAGAAUGCAGAAGAUGUUUGUGGUGCAUAAAAGGGUGGAUAGGGUAUGUUAAGGGAGAAGUGAAGCGAUGAAUAUUUUGAUUCUGAGAGUACAUUAGAGGGGGAUAUGUUUUGUUGCAAACUGUAGGACUCUCUUGAGCAGCCAGGCAGCUCAAUUGCCCAAUUGCUCAUUGUUCCGGUCAGGUUUGAUUGCCUGUUGUUGAGAGAAUGAAGCCUGGAAUCAGCCCCCUGCCCAGGUGGUGAGUGAUUGCACAACAGAAAGUAGGGGGGAAAUCUUGUUGGGGUGAGGUACUGCACAUGCAGCUCCUGUUGCUAGGUGAGGAACAAUUGCCAGGAUAGCAAUGAGGAACAGUAGGCCUCAUAUUUUAUUUUUGUUUUAGUUAUGAUUUAUGAUUUUCAUUUAUAUACAUUUCACAUAGUUUAAUAAUCAUCCUAACUGUUCAAAACUUGACUUCCUUCCUCCUCUUUCUGUGGUUCCUUAAAUUUAUUUUUUUACAUUUCCUGCAUAUUCUAACUUAACUUAUUCUUUUAUUUAUCUACUUUAAAUAUAUACUCUUAUGAAACUACAGGUUAUUACAAUAAUCCUGCUAAUGUCCUUAUCUGUUUACGGUAGGCCUCAUAUUUUUGCUCAUUCUCUUUCUGUAGCAUUUCCCCCCCCCCCCCCAUGAACAAGUCUAUUGCCUUCACAGCAGCUUCAGUCCAUUUCAGUGAUGGCUAGAAUGAGCCAGCAGUGAUGUUUCCAACAUCUUUCUUGAAGCAUUUCAGCUCAGGGAUGGGCAGAAGGUAGACCCUGAGACACUAGUGGAGCAGCUACUGUUUGCCUGUGCCUGGGAUUCUUGCAAGAAAUGCUAGAUUCAGGUUCCUUUCAUCCUAGAACCCUUUAGUGCUGCUAAAGUGUGGCUUUUCUGAACUCAGCUGGAAGCAGGAUUAAAAUGAGGACUCCACUCAAACACUUAAUACUGUUAUAGAUUUGGGGGGACCCUUCCUAAACCUUAUAAAUUAAUAAAUGGUAGGAUUUUGGUUACUUGGAAUAUGGAUGAAAGUAUAAGCUGCAGAACUGUGUCAGAUAAGGAAUCCCUGGGCUGGCUUAUGCAAACCAGCCUGGCUGGCCUAGCAAAGAGCAAAUCUAUUAACAUGACAAAAGGUGUUGACAGACCAUCUGAGAAGAAUCCUUUGGCCUGGGAAGACAGAUGUUGCCAAGGUGAUGGUGUGUGUGUGUGUUUGAGAUGACAGAAAACGGAGAGUCUUGAGCAAGGGUUGCUGGGAAGAAGAAGGAGGAGGAAGAAAAAAAGACCAGUGUGAAUCUACACUGGUUGGUUAUAACAUUAAAAAUGCAUUAUAGAAAUGUAAUUCCAGAGGGUGCUGUAGAGCAGCAACCCAUUGGCAAUGGGAAAUUGCAUUGAGAGCUAUAUAAUGUUUUUUUAAAAUAGCCUUUAAUAGCGUUUUUACAGAUCAGUGUAGAUCCAGCCUUAGAUCCAUCUUGGGCAGGCUGGCUGCAGAGAUGACUGGGAAAUGCCUUGGACUGCAGGGUUGUGCUGCUGUGGGGACAAGCCCCUCUUGAAAUGACCAUGCCGUAAGGUCUGGACUCCCUCCAUGCAGACCGAAGGUGUAAAUAGGUGAAUAAACUAUAUUUCUUAAAGCUAAGACAGUCUCUGUCAUGUCUCAAUUCUCCAAAGGAACACAGAUGCUGGGUGAUUGCCUGGAACACGCUGGAAUCUUGCUGUCACUCAGCAGAGAGUGCGGGUGCACCCAUCUUUUGUAACAAUAAGUUGUCAUAUUACCCAACAACUUUACUUGUUACUUAUUUACAGAGGGGAGGCUUUAAUAGCUAAUUCCCACUGGUAAUUUCUUAGUUGUGAAGUAGUUUCAUUUUUUAGUUGUGAAGUAGUCUCAUUUUACUAUGAAACAAAUGGAGUAAUAAUAAUGGCAAUAAUGAAAGGAAACUGGGAAUUAAUCCUACCCCUUUGGGAACAGAAGCUAACACUGGGGAAAUUAAAAAUGGCUACUUGAAGGAUAAUUAAUAGGCCAUUAGUUACUAAUCCUCUGAUCAAACUGAUCAGGAAGCAAUGAAACAAGAAGUGCUGAAUUCAGGACACAGAAGCCUUUCAGAGUUUCACUCGUGUUCUCCUGACCAUACACAGGAAUUGCUUUAGAUUAGGCAUGAAAAACACAGGAGGAUAGCGCAAAACCCUCUGGAAUGUAAGAGGAGGAAAGUGGCAUCAACUGGGUGCUUCAUAAAAACUGAGCGGACAAAAGAUGACAACUCCAAAGAAAAGGAUUGCUGUAGACGCAGCCGACAUGAACGCUGGGCUCUCAAAGGGUCUUCUGAUGUUCUUAAGUGGGAAUGAAAAUUUGGGAUCCUAGUAUAGAUUAGUUAUGACUUGACGGUUCUGGGAUUUCAAGUCUGCACCUUGUAAAUUUGAAUCGGGUUCAGAGGACUAUGGGGGUUUGGGAGUUCCAGUAAAAGCUAAGUAGGCCAUGCAAAACGGAAACCAGUCUGUUCCAGGUUGAGCUCACUAGAUAUGCUGACCAGCCAUUUCAUUGAUGGUUAUCUGUGCAGCAGGGCAUUUAUUGCGCAGGCUCUCAGAGAACCAGCUAUUAGUUGUCUUGAAUAACAAAAUCACUUGCAAUUUGAUGGUUAAUUUCCUCUUAACAAGUCUUAAUGAAAAUGUUAAAAAGCCCAGCACCAGAGCCCAGCCUCAAGGCACGGCUGCCUAGCUUCCCCCAUAUGAUAACUGAUUCUCCCCCUUCUGCUUCACUGCCAAAGGCUAAUCUAAAGUAUAUUUGCCUUUUUCUGUCCAGUGCUUGGCAAUAAUUAUAAUAAGGUGUGUCAUUUACAUUAUUUUAAUCUAAGAGCUGGAUUCAACUCACUUUGGGGUUUUUGGUGGACCCGCUAAGUGUGGAUGACACAGAACAGCUGUAGGCUUUCUGGAGUGAGAGGAAGGACUGGCCGUCUCAUUGCUGGACAUGAUUCUGAAGUUUACAACAUUUAUUGUCUUUAAGAAGGAUAUUGACAAGCUGGAAGGGUGUGCAAAGGAGGGCGACCAAGAUGGUCAAGUGUCUGGAAACCAAGCCUUUGUGUUUUUGUGUGAAUUUCUCUUAAAACUGCAUACAAAAAUGUGUUUAUUAAUGAAGGUAUACGUUUUUGCAAGCAAUUUCUCCCAAUUCUGGCAUUGUUUGCCUACUCUUUUCACUAUUAUAUUCCUUUUUAGGCACAUUUUAUUCUAACCUGCAUUUUUUAAAAAGACUCUUUGGAUAGAGAACUGCAGUGAAAAAAUUGGAUAAGUGUGAAUUUUGAAGGAUGGCUCUGUUUUGGUUCUUACAUUGCUUUGGAAUGUGUAGAUUUGAUAAAUUGAGCUUUACAUGCAAAAAUAAUCAAAUUUCUUCCCCACCUCAAAGUCCACCUCAUGUCAAUCUAUUUUUGUAAAAUGUAUUGCCUUUCCCUUCUUUCAUGUAAAAUUUUCAGAAUUGUGCUUAAUGCUUUUUAGUACCUUCCAUUCACAGUUUAUUCAUUUUCUUUGUACCAUAAAGCUUAAAAUAGAUAUUCCUCAGCCCUGACAGAGACAUUUGACUAGCCUCUUAGUUCUCCUCUUCAGCUGAAAUGAAGCCUUCGCACUUGCAGUUGCUCCCACUUCUUUUGCUGGCCUUUCUCUCUCUCUCUCUCUCUCUCUCCCUCUCUUGCUCCCCCUUUUUGCCUAAAUUUAGACUGCAUGUUCCUUAAAGGAAGCACCAUCUUGGUUUACAGAAAGUGCCCUGAGCACUUACUGCUGCUAUAAAAAUACACCAUGGAGCCAGAUGGACCAGUAGCCAUGCAAUAAAGAUAUUUUAUAGGAAAAUUAAUUAAGAACCCCCAAAUUUGAGAUUAUCUCCAAACCUGUGGCAAAGUUUUGCAGUUUUUUGCAGCAUUUUGCAGGGGAAACCCCUCAUUUUGCAGCGCCGCACAAAUUGAGCAAAUGAUCCCUCAAACACAGGGUUCAUAUUUAACAACAAAUCUCCAAAUUUGGGAUCCAACUGCAACAGUUUGGCACUGGCUUGGGGGGGAUCCCAAAUUUGGGGGUUCAUAGUUUAUGGGGCAAUGUUUUAUAUUUUUGGAACAAACCCUGAGCUCCUGGAAUAGACCCUCCCAUUUCCCUAGGGAAAGGGUUAUCAAUCAGUUGAUCCUCGCCUCUUCCAUAACAGCUUCUUUUGAAAGUACUCUUUGCUGGGAAAGUAACACAAAACCAGGAAAGCUUCUUUGAAGCGGCAACAGGAGCCUAAUUGAAUUCUAGGUGCAACUGGAGGGCUACAGCUGGCAAAGUUGACAUAAUGAAAGCCAUUGCCCCAGAAGGUAAACCAAAGUGGGGUGGAUUUGUUGUUGCUUUUUUUUUUUGUCUGUCUGCUUGUACGGUGUACUUCCAUAAUUGCCAAGCAACUCUGUACUGGAGGGAAAAAUCCAUAUUUUGUCUGAUGCUGUAAUUUUGUGUCAAUUUGCAUUCUCGAAUCAAGGAUUGUUUUUGACUUCCUGGCAGCCAAAGGAUGUCAGUCGGGUGGCAGCGAGGGAGGGAUUCGCCUUUAUGCUGUAUGAUAAAUGCCCCAUAUGCAGCCUUAAUUGCGCUCAUCUGGGCUGCAUAGAGCUGUGCGAGUGAGACUUAUAAUCAUGGUGACAAGGGCUAAUAGCUGGUGGCAUUACGCUUGUUUCUGAGAGGUUGCUAGUAGAUCAUUAGGCACAUGGCCAGUUACGGCAACAUGGAAUUAGUUAUCCAUCCCCAGUUGCUUCAGACGUUUGCUCAAGCCCUGCAACCAUUAAAUUGACAUCACCAGUGAGAUAGAAAAACAUGUUUUUUUCUGCUGCUUAUCUGGAGUUCUGCUUCAUUAGAUGAAAUAUCUAUCAAUCCAAUCCUGUAUACCAUAUACACACACAGUUUUACUUCUAUCGAUGUCCAAAUGUUUUUAAUGGUUAUUUAUUCCCUUUGUUUUUAGCUGUUCUUAUUUUUAUCUGUAAACCGCCUUGAGUCUCUCGCCCCUCCCUUGCUGCUAUUAGGCUUUAAAGAUAAUCUUUGAGCCAAUAAGCGGUUUGUUUGUUUUUAAGCCUAAAGGCAGUAGGGGGUGGGGGUGGGGGUUUGGUAGGGGGAGUGAGAGCUGGAAAGGGAAAGCUUAACCUCAGCUGUAAGUGUUCUUCCCCCAACAUGCCUCCUCCCACACUUAGAUUUGAGAAAAUCCCCUAAUGCAAAGUCAUAGCUAUUUUUUGGGGGGGGGGAGGGCUAGCCGGUAUUUUUUUGCCCCGGGUGAAGCCUCCAGAGGGGGUGUCAUUGAGGCUCCCAGCCUGUGUGUGUGUGUGUGUGUGUGUGUGUGUGUGCAAAUGCUUGUGCCAAACUGGGCCUUUGACCCGGGUGAAAUAAAGUUGGUUUCCCCCCUGCCUUAUGGAGCCAAGUAGGAGUUUCUCCCCCCCCCCAAGCCUAACCACAGAGCUGGGGGCAUUUUCAGUAGAGGAUCACAGCUGUGACCCCCCUCCCACAAUGGUUCUCUUUACAUCACAUCCAGCGUGGGAAAGGGACAUUUUUAAAAAGCCUAAUUGCAGCAUUGGGAGGAGGAAGGCAGGUGGGGAGACCCCACGGGUGGCCAGUGGCCUGGCAGUUCCACCCCCCCCUGAAUUCUAGGUUCAUGGAGGGGAGGGACGGGUGCCCUGCAAUAUAUUUAUAUUGUUACAGAAGUUGGACGCCACAACCACUCUCUGCUGAGAGGUUUCAAGGAUUCGACUUCCCACAGUAUCAUAAUAUGACAUUGUAGUUGUGAAUGUGUGUUUAUAUAAUAUUACAUUAUAUGUCUUUCUCCCCACCAACAUACAGGACUUAUUACAGAUUAUAGGGUAAGUACAGAACAUUAUUUCAUCACAAUAUUUUCAUUUCUCACUUGUGUUGGAAUGCUUCAGGAGAGAAAAGCGAUGUUCAUUAUCCACCUAUCUGUGUGCUGACCCUUAAGAACUCUGGGAUCGGCCACCAUAUUUGGCUUCUGGAGCAUUUUACUAUGAAAUCUGUAAAGGUUUGGGCAGUUUCCUCUGGUGCAGAUUCUGUUCUGUAUCAAAAAUAAUCGUAUUCGAUCUCUCCUCCAGCACUGGCAGAUCCCCUUAGGCCGUCGGUUCCGUUCCUUGAAGAUGUGGUUUGUGUUUCGGAUGUAUGGAGUGAAAGGACUGCAAGAGUAUAUCCGCAAGGUGAAUGCAUUUUAUUUUACCACUGAAUACUCGAAGGGCAAGAAAAGAGGAGAGGGAGCUUUACAGAUGAACACAGGCUUUUUUCGAAUCUCAUUUCUCCUUUUUUGAUAGAUGUACAAGCUUGGUGGAUCAGGGGGAUGUUGUAGAUGUAAUGUAUCUUGAUUUCCAUAAGGCUUUUGACAAAGUCCCCCAUGAUCUUCUUCUGGAAAAGCAGGCACAAUAUGGACUAGGUGAGAUAACUGUGAGGUGGAUUUGUAGCUGGUUGACUGAGAGAACCCAAAGAGAGCUCACUAACGGUUCCUCUUCAUCCUGCUGAAGUCCCCCAGAACCAGCAUUCCGGGAGUCCCCAACACCACCUCCGAGACCAGCUCUGUCACCUCAGGCAGGGAGACUGCUGGGCAGCAAGGGAGCAGUAAACCAGAAGAAUCCCUUGGCCAUCCCGAUUGCCCAAUGCCAGGAACACAGACUCUAGAUUCCACCCCCAACUGGACAGAGAGACUGGAGAGGGAGGGGGAGAGAGAGAAUCUCUAUAGACCACAACAGUUCCACCUCCCAGACCCUCAAGUCUGCCCUGAUGCCACACUGAGUACCCAGGUGGGUACAGCUGGGUGAGACCAGCCCCACUCUGUUCACCCACCAGGUCUCAGUGAUGUCAAGGAUGAGAGAGGUCUUACUCCAAGCCAACCGGGCAUUCAACAACAGUAGCUGCAGUCCCGAGGGCUGGCUGAUAGAACAACCACAGUUCCCCAGGCUGGAACAGGGGCUGGCAAACAGCACAAUCACCAACUGCUUGUGCCCCUUACCUGGCCUGCCCCCCAUCUCCCCCUGCCCUGAACUACUGCAAUUGCCCCAGCUGCACAUUCUUCAGAGUAAACAACACCCACCCUGAAUUUAAAACACUCAAGUUAAAAACAAUUACAGCAGUUAAAACAAUUUAAAACUACAGUCUGCCAGGGCCCCACCCUCACAGGAGAGGGAGCAGGAGCCGCAAGACUUGAGUCCUCGCUGCCGUCUCUUCCAGCUACAGUCUUACGGCCGAGGCGGCUCCACUUCUUGCACUGCUAUGAUCUUUGGGCCUCCUCUGCAGACCCCUGCUCUUCUAGGUGUGAUGUAAGGGACCUGCAGGCACGGAGCAGGUCCACAAAAUUCCUAUUAAAAUAAAAACAAAAAAACCCCAGGAACGAUUCUGAAGGGCCCACACACAGCAAACUUUUCGGCAGUUUUGAUAUUUAAUUUGUAAGUGGCAAUACUUUUUAAAGGCAACAUCUGUGUUCAUAAGCUUAGAAAUUAGAUGCCGCUGAAGAAAACAGGAGUGGCUUCUGAGUAAAUCUACACAGGUCUGGGCUGUAAAGUAUCUUGUUGCAGCGCAGAGGAAGAACUUCAGUUCAGCAUUGUAAGAGCCAAAGCUCUUGGCGCCUCCCAGUGGUUUUAUUAAGUACUACUUGUUAUAUAGAUUAAUACUGUAAUUAUAAUAGAUUUACAAUUUAAAACUUCAGCGAACUAUUAUUUUCCUGUAGAACAGCUGCUCUAAUGCAAGGAAAGUCCCACAUUUUAAUCUAGUUUCUCCUUUGUAGUUUAAUAACAUAAAAGCUAUGCAGAGGCCAUUUGAGGUUUUGAGGAGCAAUUUGGAAUUCCCACCCACCCACCCAAUUGAUACCGUGCUCCAGAUUAGUCUAUCAGUUCUAACUUUCUGGAACAAAUUAAAUAUAGUGAAAAGGUUGCCACACUGAGUGAGAACUUACCUUCAGCAUAUGAACCUGCUAAACAACAUAGAAUCAAAGAAUUGUAGAGUUUGGAAGGCACCCUGAGGGUCAUCUAGUCCAACCCCUGCAAUGCAGGAACAUACUAAUAACCACAUGGUACAGAAUAUAUUCACAACACACACACACACACACACACACAGAGUCCUUUUUUCUGGGGGGACGCAGGGAUGUUCAUACCCCUAAACAUUUUGUGAAUCUUUGUCCUUUUGUCCAUUUACUGUAUUUAUUUCCCCCAAUUUGAACUAUAAAAUUGUGAUUUUCUUGAGUCAAAAUGAGAGUACCCCUAAACAUUUUUAAAGAAAAAAGCACUGCACACACACACACAGAGAGAGAGAGAGAGAGAGAAGACAAUUAGUUUUGUAUCUUGUAGACAUUUCCAUAUCCUGUGCUCAACAGAUUCCACUGAAAUCUUCCUGUGAAAAGUGAGAUCCAGUUUCCAUAUCCUGACAUUGUAGCUACUGCUUCCAAGGAUGCAUUCAUGCGUGACAGAGUCUGUGCAAAGACUUCUGCAGAUGCGAUUCUUCUAAAAAUGUGUCUAGCCCAGGGUGGUCCAAACAGCAGCCCACGGCCCACAUACAGCCCAAGAGGCAUUUUUUUUGGCAGCCCUCAGCAACAUUCAAGAAAAUAAUAUUAAAGCCUUACUGGAGGGUGGGGAUAGGAUUAGAUAGCUAGAAAAAGUUGGUGGCAAGGAAACACAUAGGCACAAAAGGAGAAUUCCUGGAUGCUAAAAUCCAAGUUUGGGGCAAGUGAGAGAACUCCAGCAGAGAUUUAAAAUCACAAAAUAUGCAGCAAAGUAAAACCUGAAGUAUAGGCUCUUGGACUUUUAAAAUAUGCUUUCCUAAGUUCCUUCCAAAGUUUCCUUCUUCACCUAACAUAGAAAAAGUAUACACAUUUGGUAAGUUAAAAGUGGUUUACUUACAAACUCUUUGAAGGUCAUGUUCAUGUACUUUUCCACACAGCAUUCAGAAAAAGUUGCAUAGGCAGUAAAACUUAGUUUAGCUCCAAAGUGGUGAAAGUUCCUAAAUUAUUGUUAUAGGAACUCAAGAGAGGCUUGUUAGAGGCAUGCGGUCUGAGAUUGGUGCAACCAGCUCAGACCUCACAUGUUACGCUUCUCAGGUAGACUGAAAUAUAAUAAUAGGCUUCCUCCCAAGGUUAGGGGGAGUGACUUAGCUAAGCCUGGCAGGACAGCUUACUCUAUGGUAUUAACUCCAGAAUAAGAAUAAGAAUAAGAAUAAGAAUAAGAAUAAGAAUAAUUUUAUACCCCAUCCAUCCAGACGGGUCUCCCCAGCCACUCUGGGCGGCUUCCAACAGAAUAUUAAAAACACAAUAAAACGUCAAACAUUAAAAACUUCUCUAAACAGAGCUGCCUUCAGAUGUCUUCUAAAAGUGAGAUAGAUAUAAACAAACAAACAAACAAACAAACAAACAAAUAAAUAAAUAAAUUGUCCAGUAGCACCUUAGAGACCAACUAAGUUUGUUCUGGGUAUAAGCUGAGAACAAACUUAGUGUGCUACUGGACAAUUUUUUAAAAAAAAUUAUUUUGACUGCAUCAGACCAACACGGCUACCUACGUGAAUCCAAAAGUCAGAUAGUUGUUUAUUUCCUUGACAUCUGAUGGGAGGGUGUUCCACAGGGCGGGCGCCACUACCGAGAAGGCCCUCUGCCUGGUUCCCUGUAACUUGGCUUCUCACAGUGAGGGAACCGCCAGAAGGCCCUUGGAGCUGGACCUCAGUGUCCGGGCAGAACGAUGGGAGUGGAGAUGCUCCUUCAGGCAUACUGGGCCAAGGCCAUUUAGGGCUUGAAAGGUCAGCACCAACACUUUGAAUUGUGCUCGGAAACGACAAACUGCUCUAACCAGCUUGUGGAGACUAUCAGAGGUCACAAAGAGAAAGGAAAAAUAUAUGAAAAUAACAACAAGAGAUGUGGAAAAACAAUAAGAAAGGACUGGCUAGUACUGUGACAUCAUAAGGUUAGAUUUGUGGACAUUAAAACAGCAGCAAGAAGCAAGAAGUUGAUUGGAUCCCCUUCAGAACUUGAAAUAUGGGUACCCCCAACAAAAUUUUAAAAUUCGGCUGUGUAAUUUGGAAUUUAUGUAAUUUGGUUUGAUUUGAUGUGAUUGGUCGGUUAAUAAAAAAUUAUUCUUAAAAGAAUUGUGCUCGGAAACGUAUUGGGAGCCAAUGUAGGUCUUUCAGGACUAGUGUAAUAUGGUCUUGGCAGCCACUCCCAGUCACCAGUCUAGCUGCCACAUUCUGGAUUAGUUGUAGUUUCCGGGUCACCUUCAAAGGUAGCCCCACAUAGAGCGCAUGGCAGUAGUCCAAGCGGGAGAUAACCAGAGCAUGCACCACUCUGGCGAGACAGUCUGCGGGCAGGGAGGGUCUCAGCCUGAAUACCAGAUGGAGCUGGUAGACAGCUGCCCUGGAAACAGAAUUGACUUGCGCCUCCAUGGACAGCUGUGAGUCCAAAAUGACUCCCAGGCUGCGCACCUGGUCCUUCAGGGGCACAGUUACCCCAUUCAGGACCAGGGAGUCCUCCACACCUGCCCACCCCCUGUCCCCCCAAAACAGUACUUCUGUCUUGUCAGGAUUCUGUUUGCUGCCAACCUCCUCCAGACACUCACACAAGAGAAUCACUGCCUUCACUGGUUCUGAUUUAAAAGAGAGGUAGAGCUGGAUAUCAUCCGCAUACUGAUGAACCCUGCCCCACCUGAUGAUCUCUCCCAGUGGCUUCAUGUAGAUGUUAAAAAGCAUGGGGGAGAGGACAGAACCCCGAGGCACCCCACAAGUGAGAGCCUAGGGGUCUGAAGACUCAUCCCCAACACCACUUUCUGAACACGGCCCAGAAGGAAGGAGCAGAACCACUGAAUAACAGUGCCCCCAGCUCCCAGCCCCUCAAGACGGUCCAGAAGGAUGUUAUGGUCGAUGGUAUCAAACGCCGCUGAGAGAUCCAGCAGAACUAGGAAACAGCUCUCACCUUUGUCCCUAGCCCACCGGAGAUCAUCGACCAGUAUGACCAAGGCAGUUUCAGUCCCAUGUUGAGGCCUGAAUCCCGAUUGGAAGGGAUCCAAAUGGUUCACAUCCUCCAGGCAUGCCUGGAUUUGUUCAGCAACCACCCGCUCAAUCACCUUCAUGCAUUCAUGAGACUUAAGCAUGUUGGUUAUAUGAAGUUGGUUAUCUCACAGAAAGAACGUCAGUUUUUUGGUUCUUCUGCUUCUGCUUCUUUUGAUGGAUUUUGUUUUAUAACUUUUCAUUAUCAUUUUAGCAUGUUAAGCUGGCACAUGAAUUUAAGGACUUGGUGUUGCAGGAUGAUCGAUUUGAGAUCUGUGCUGAUGUCAUUUUGGGACUGGUGUGCUUCCGACUAAAGGUAAACUUGCAGUAAUUUACAGCUCUCAUAUUAUUUGUUGCGAUUUAGAGGCCUCAAAUUUCAAAAGCCACAAUCUCCUAGUACUACUUUCUGGUGAUGACACUACUGUAAGACACAUUUUUGUAUGCCUCCCGCCCCCCGCCCCCCAGACACAUAUUUUCAAUGCAUUCCAACCAUAAAACAUGUGUUUUUUGUAUACAUUUUGUGCACCAAAACUGCAUUGCAAAAUCUGGAAACUGCAUUACCUGAUGAAGAGGUCUGAUCUGUAAUUAAGUUUGGGACCUUCAAAUUAGGUCACUCGGCUGUGAAAAGCAGAAUGAACAUUAAGCCUACCCUGGAAUGUAAUUUUAGCAUGCAGUUUUAACAUGGGAUUUUAGUAAGUAUAAAUGUUUUUAAAUGGCUGAUUAUAUAGGUAAACUUGUUUUUAAUGUGUGUUUUUAUUUUGUACUUUUAAUGAAUAUUUUAGGUUGCCUUUUGUAAACUGCUUAGGGGACUUUUGUCUGCAUAAGCGGUAUAUAAAUGUUGCUAAAAAUAAAUGUGGGUGUGGCUUACUCCAGAUUGAGUCAUGUAUCUGCAGGCUGAAGGUUGCCCACCUAAGAUGGUCCUGGCAGAGCUACCAGAAUGAGAGUGAGAUGUUAAUGACCACUCUUGCUUGUUUUAUCUUUAUUCUAGGGUACUAAUGAACUGAAUGAAGCACUACUUAGAAACAUAAACGAUUCCAGGAAGAUUCAUCUUGUUCCUUGUAACCUGAGAGGGAAAUUUGUGCUGCGUUUUGCAGUUUGCGCCCGCACAGUGGAGUCUGCCCAUGUUCAGUUUGCCUGGAAGCACAUUACGAAGUUGGCAGGGGAACUUCUAAAAGCACAGAAGCAGCAAGAUUAAUGGCUAAAAUUCACUUGAAGAUUUAAGGAAUUAGGAAGGACAAACUGUAGUGAUGAAUUAUUUCGCUUCUGGCAUGACUGAUGCAUGCAAAACUACCAUAAUCAAACUGUGCUGCUAUAACCCAAAUCCAGGAAGUAUGUAGAUAAAAACACCAAGCACUGCUUUGCUGGAUCAGUCCAAGUUCCUUAUGGUCCAGCAUUCUGUAUCCAAGAGCCCCAACCAGAUGCCUGUGAGGCCCCUCAAGCACAACACUGACAGCCGCCUCCUGUGGUUUGUUGCCAGUGUCUGGAAUGCAGAAGGAUCUACUGGUUCUGUACAUGGCAGUUCCAUUUAGGAAUCAUGGCUAAUAACAAUUUCUCACAAACCUUCCCUCUAUGCAUUUGGUCUAAAAGCGUGUGGGCCCCAGGUGGCAGGUGGAAUCAGUACGCAGGAAAAGCAGACAAGAUUAAAAUCUUUGUUUUUUUAAAAACUCCAUAAACAAUCAUUUUGUGAAGGGUAUGAGAGGAGGUAGUAAAGAAUAGAAAUGGUAUCAUAGCUGAUACUGUUCAGAUUGAAAAUCGAAAAUAUAUGGAAAACUUUUUGGGGGUUUGUGAAGCUCACUUAAUUGUUCCCUUUUCCAGACUAUUGAAUCACUCACUUUAUUUUUGAUAUUUUCAGAGUUGAGAAUUCCUGCGUAGUUUCCUAGGUUGUUUCAAGGUUGCUACCCUGAAGGAGCAAUCCUUGUUUCGGUGGACAGGCAACCUUGCCCAGCUCCUCUCGUAUACCUGAAUCACACCCAUCAUGGCAUAUCCUUGCUGCUUACGGCAGAAUGUUUGCCGUGUCUCUUGGUCCAAAAGAAAGAAAUAUCUAGUCUUUUUUCUUUGUUUGCUAGUUACCACAGCCUCCUUGGUUUUGUGAAAGGAACAAAACCUGGUGCAAAUUAACAGUUAGUUAUCACAGGAACACUUAUUGGAUAAACACAUCCUUUGGAAUCAUGUCGAAAAAUGUAUUUGCUAUUAUGGUAGUUUUGCUAGUAUUGGGCAAGCUGUUGAUGACACGUACAAAAUCCAAAUUAAGAAAGUAUUAAUAACACAGAUAUAUCUAACACCCUGAUUCUAAGUACAUUACAGUGAAGCAAGUUUAUUUCUGCGUAGCUUUCAUUGAAAUAUUGAUCUGGAUUGCUGUUGUAAUUCUCAAAUGUGCUUGUGUGUAUUGAUUCACAAUUCAGUAUCUGGGUAGGUACAGGCAACUCUCCAUUUGUGCGUGACUGGCAUGCACACGACCGCUGGCACACGCAUUGUUAUCGGCACCACAGGACAGGGACAGGGCGGGGGUGGAGCGGGGCAGCCUUGCGUGUGUCCCACUGAUGCACACGGUGCCUCAGAAUGCAACCGCUGCGUACAUGGGGAGUUGCCAAUGGCCACCUCAAGUUCUUCAGUAUUUAACUCUGAAUAACCGGCAAGCUUGGUUUGUGACUGUAUUUCUCUGACUUGCACGUGGGGCUAACUUGUUUUGAAUAGUCUGUCAUACAAAAGCUAUUUCCACAGAGAAAACUCUACACACACCCAUGGCGAGUAUACAAAUAGUUUAGAACCGUUCUUUUGGCAUCUAAUUUUCGAUGUGCAAAUAAUUAGUUUUCAAUCAUGUAAGACUUUGUCUAGAGUUGGAAGUUAUACAACCCAGAAACAAGAUUACCAUGUCAUUGAGAAGUAGGCCCUAGUUAAGCUAAGCAAUACACACAAUUAUGGUUAGUUUGCUUUUAAGUUUUUAUCACUAGAUGCAUCAAAACUCUAAUAAUUAGAAACCAGUAGGCCUGUGCCUUUGAUACCUGGCUUGCGCGGGGGGGGGGGGGUGUUGGUUGGUUGGUUGGGGGGCGCUGCUGUUGUUGAUGUUAUUUUUUGGAUCUUUAUUUUGGAUCUUAUGAUUUAUGUGGAAAUUGUUCAGUUUUUUCAUGCUUCAUUUAUUGUUUACGACUACUUUUGUUCUGUGUGUAGUUCUGUUAUUUUUUUUAUGUUGUAAGCUGCCUUGAGCAUGGUUUGAACUGUGGAAAGUCAGCAUACAAACAAAAUGGUUGAUCAAGUGAUUCACAGAAUUGUAGAACUGUAGAGUUGGACAGGAGCAAGGGGGUCCUCUAGUCCAGCCCAUGUGGGGCUGAACCCACAACCUUGAGAUUAAGAGUCUCAUGCUCUUCCAGCUGAGCUUGAUUGACAGCAUAUCCCAGAAUCCCCUCUGAAGGUUCAGGAAGCCUGCAGUGCAUCGCAAGCAAAAACAACAAACAUUUUGUUGUGUUCUAAUUCCCAUCUCUAGGUAAAUACAAGUUGUUAAAUAUUGGUAUUUUGGUUUGCUACAUUUUAAAAUCUGUAUAGUGCCUCACCUCCCUGUCUUACAGCGGAAACAUUAACACAUGGACACAAAGUCUGGCUACAUCGCCACUAUCAUUUCUGUACUGGUGUUAAGAAAUCACCAUAACCAAUAUAGUGGCAUUGAGGUGUGGCUGUUGGACGAGGGCAGGGAAGCUCAUCUCCCAGUCCCCAUUUGGCCAUGAACCACGUGCCCAAAGGUCAGUCGCUAUUUCUCAGUGAGGAUGAAAUGUGUCGUGUGCAGAAAUGGGUGGGAGAGAACUGAGCAUGUCUCCUUGAUGGGAAGCUAGGCUAGAAACAUAAUAAAUGAAUAAAAAGGCAUUUCAAGGGAGAACAUUUUCAUUACCAAAGACAUUUGUAUACUCCAGAUUGUAAAAGAAUAGUACUUGUACAACAAAUGGAUCUUUAAUAACCUAGAGCUAUUGUGGCAUUCCAGAUUUCACCAUCUAUCAUGGCUGAUAAUAUUAAUUGCCUGUGAACAUUUACUAGACAAAAGAAUAAACUGUUUCAUCUCUCUGAGGUCCUUUCUCAUCUUCUUUGCCCCACUGACAUACCAACAGAGUUUUAACAAUAAAACACAUUGAGCAUUUUCUUUAACCGCAAUUGAUACAGUAUCUGAAAGAAUUCAGAAACUCAUUGAAUUCCCUUUCUAGUUCUAAAUUAAGGAAAUAAUUGAUUUACAGUAUUAGCUGUAGAUUAUGCUUUAUGCCAAGGCAAUGUGAAGUUUCUGAAGUUUUCUGUGUGCUCUGGGUACCUAAAACUCUCUGCUCUGAUGCUACAGUGAACUCUGUUGUGAAAUUGCUGCCGCUGGUUCCCACCAUUUAAGAAAAUGCUAUUUUAUUUAUUUCUUUUUGCUGACAGGUCUCCUGAGGUUUUAUAGCUGCAUUGACAGGCAGAAAUUCAGCAGCUGCCUAGCUGAGCAGGGGAAAACCUGUAACAGUAGUCCUGUCAGGGGAAAAAGGAGACAAGCCGAUCAAUAGUGAUGUAAUAUGGCGAAGGCUUCUUGCAUUCAAUCUUGUUUAGUGGAUAGUUGAAAGUGCUGCACUGUUGUGCUUAUAUUGUUUUAUCCACUGAUUGUAAAAUGUGUAUGUCUGGACAUGCCUGGCACUAUUUUUCCACCUAUAAUCACUCAUUCAUAGAUUUACUGAGCCAGGAUCCAAUGUGUCUUUUCAGCAAAACCUCACAAAGCUGCUGAAAUUAUUUAUCGUUAGCUGUUAUUUUGUAAUAUCAUAAAUGCACUUAAGCAGAAAAUCAAACCUCAAAGGUACAGUACGAUGAGGAAAAAUGAUUUAAUAUUGCAGUGUUCACUCAUUUUGUACAAGAAUAAUAUUUGUGUACAAGAGAUUAUAUAUACGCACUUCCUUAUCGGUUAAUAUAUUUUAAAACAGAUGUUAAUUCCGCUAUUGUGCAUGAUAUUGUGUAUUGCUAAAGUGUAUGGCAAAACACCAGACUGCAUUAAAACUGAUGCUGUAAGAUUGC
Molecule: messenger RNA, 52830 nt
Organism: Podarcis lilfordi (Lilford's wall lizard)
Lineage: Eukaryota; Metazoa; Chordata; Lepidosauria; Squamata; Lacertidae
Source: the annotation of a GenBank genome assembly